CUUGACUGAGAAUCUGAAAUCAGGCAUCAUUCUCUAAUAUUGUCACAUGAUGUCUACAGCCAGUUCAUAACCAGGAGGGAUGGGAGGCCUUGAUUUCUAUCUGCUCCAGCUGUGAGCUGCACAGCUCUUAUUUAAAGGAGGUGUGAGGAGUCCUACGCAUUGAAUUAGUUUGUCAGAAUGAAGAAGGAUCUGGUAUUGGGAGGGCUGGUGCUGCUCAGCCUUUGGCUGAUCUCAGGAAUCCAGGCUGUAAAACGUGAGUAUCUUGGAGUCAUGUGAGGGGAGAGUUAUCAAAGCAAAACAUUCUGUUUAGGUGCAAAGUGCUAAAUGUUGAGACAAUACUGAUUUAGUCUAUUCUCUUUGCAGUUUAAUAGCAACUGUUUUUUGUUUACUUUGAUAAAUAAUCCCUGAAUGGUGGUGUAUAAAAUAUGCAAUUUAUGUUUUGGUCAUCUUAUUACAAUUUGGAAAGGGGUUAUAUUUACUCUCCAUUUGAAACCUCCUUAAGUGUCCCUAUUUAGGCGUGAGUCAUUAUUUUAUUUGCCCAAGUACCUCUUCCUUCUCCUAAUGCAACUUUAAAAAAAAAAAAAAAAGUUCUGAUGCCUUAUUGUAAAUGUCUGUAACUGCGUUCAACAGCAAUGUCUAUUUAAACUACAAUAAGUGUUUGGAACUCAGUCUCUCUACACUAGACAAACUGUUAGUUUACUUGCCUAUAAUUUCUCAAUACACUGUUGUUCACACCCUGACAUAAGUGUCCCUCUCUGCCCGUUUCGAAUGCUAUGAACUCUUUACAAUACUAAGUACUCUAAGUGGUGUUAGUGAUUAUUUAAUGGUUAUAUUACGAACUACCCUAUGUUUAGCAUCAUUACAGCACUAGCCAUGAUACAAGCUUCUUUGGGGGUUAUUGGACAAUCCUUGUUACUUACAGGUGGCGUUGCCAGGACUGCCAUGAUUCCUGGACAUAUCAUUCCUAGGCUAUUUGGCACCACCUAAAAAAAUACUGGCCUUCUACAUAUAACCGUUAUGUGCUAGUUAGUAAGUGGAAGUCACGCAAUAUAAACAGUUUGGAAAGGGUAAUAAAAAUAAAUUUCCAUUCUACAAGGCAGGCUGCAAGUGAAGUGGUCUAUCCGUGUGUCGGUUUUUAACUCCCAGUAACUGCCUGGAAGUUGUGGUGGUAACAGCCCUUAUGGAAUGCUACUUCCACAACAUCUAGCCAAAGCAGUGUUAGCACUAUCAGGAUUCCCAGCAUUUCACACUUUUUUUUUUUUUUUUUUAAAGUUAAACUUCAAUUGUAAGGCCAAAAUAGUUGAACUGGAAAAUACUAAAUAAGCUGUGCUUACCAUUCAUCUUCUGAUUAAAACUACACAAUUCUUACUCUAGUGAAUAACUGAAAGUAUUUAGAAAAUUUCAUUUAUAAAAUAUUUUACCAGGAAAGAUGCAUUGAGAUUUCUCUCAUUUUCAAGUAUGUCCUGGGUCCACAAAUAAUUGCAUUGUUACAAUUAGGGUACAAUAAAAUACAAAAACAAUAUUAAUACACAAUAAAUAUAUAAUCAACCAUGACAGGUGCAUUCUGUUUUUGAGGUAUGUAGAGAGGGAUCUCUUAAAGGAUUUUAGGCUUGGGGGAGAUUUUAAAUUGUGCGUGAGGCCACGAUUGCGGUGCUCUGUAGGAGAAGGAGGAUCGGGCUGCUUUCUUUUUGUAUUGAGGUAGACUAAAGUGUUGGUAUUGGAUCGGAGCUUAUAGUAGGUGGGAACAGCUGAAGAAAGCAUCGUGUUCAGGUAGGAUGGGAGUUUCCCAGAAAAGCUCUUAAACACAAGGCUGGAAAGAUGAAGGGUGCAUCUGGAUUCCAGCGACAGCCAGUUUAGUUCUUUUAGCAUGUCACAAUAGUGAGUCCUGUAAUUACAUUGUAGCACAAAUCGGCAGAACAAGUUAUACAAUGUAUUAAGUUUAUUAAUGUGGGAUUGCGAUGCAGAUGCAUAUACUACAUCCCCAUAAUCCAUGAUUGGCAUCAGCAUUUGCAGUACAAUCUAUCCAAAACUAGGUGCCCUAUACAGAAACAAAUCCUGCCUAAGCCCUACAGUAAAGGAAGAAAGUUUAGAUGCAAGCUUUUCUAUGUGCAGGCCAAAAUAUAGAUUGGGGUCUAUCAUCAUGUAUUUGAAAGAGUGGACUGCGGUCAGUGUGCCAUUUGAAUUUGUUUUGAUGGAUAGGUGGGAAUUGUGUAAUUUAGGUACUGUUACAAAGAUCAUUGUGACAGUUUUGUCAGUGUUUAGAAAGAGUUUGUUUUUUGUGAUCCACUUUUCUACCUCUGUAAACUGGUCUUGGAGCACAGCCUCAAGCUGCGGUAGAUUGGCAUUGCUCGCAUAGAUUACCGUGUCAUCUGCAUACAUGUGUACAUUUGAGGAUUUGCAGACAUUAGGCAGAUUAGUUACAUAGCUGAAAAGAGACUUGCGUCCCUCAAGUUCUACCUUCCUCACAUUUGUUUUUUGCUGUUGAUCCAAAAGAAGGCAAAAAACCCAGUUUGAAGUACAAUUUUGCAACAAGCUAGGAAAAAAAUUCCUUCUUGACCCCAGAAUGGCAGUCAGAUUUAUCCUUGGAUCAAGCAGUUAUUACCCUACAUUGAAAGAUUAUAUCCUUGAAUAUUCUGUUUUUGCAAGUAUGCAUCUAGUAGCUGUUUGAACAUCUGUAUGGACUCUGAUAAAACCACUUCAGGCAGAGAAUUCAACAUCCUGAUUGUUCUUACAGUAAAAAAAAACCUUUCCUUUGCCUUAGAUGAAAUCUUUCUUCCAGUUUAAACGCAUUGCCUCGUGUCCUAUGUAAAGUCCGGUUUGUGAAUAGAUUUCCACGCAAUGGUUUGUAUUGGCCCCGAAUAUAUUUGUAUAAUGUUAUCAUAUCCCCUCUCAGGCAACGUUUUUCUAAACUAAAUAGGUUUAAAUUUGUUAACCUUUCUUCAUAGCUAAAAUGUUCCAUUCCUUUUAUUAAUUUUGUAGCCCGCCUCUGCGCUUUUUCUAGUGCCAUUAAUAUCCUUUAGAACAGGUGUACAAAAUUGCACAGCAUAUUCAAUAUGUGGUCUUACCAGUGAUUUAUAAAGAGGCAAAAUGAUAUUCUCAUCCUGAGAAUGAAUGCCCUUUUUCAUGCAUGACAAUACCUUACUGGCCUUGGCCACUGCUGAUUGACAUUGCACAUUGUUGCAUAGUUUGUUGUCUAUAACAAUUUCCAAGUCCUUUUCGUGUGUUAUCCAGAUCAUUUAUAAAUAAUGUAAAUAGUAGGGGGCUGAGAAUGGAACCUUGGAACACCACACGUGACUGGGAGAGGGAGGGAGUCGCUGUCAGAAAUGGACACAUAUUGCGAGCGAUCCGAUACAUCUGAUCGAAACCAGUUUAGCGAACGAUCACCAAUACCUGAGUUUGAGUUUGUGCAGUAGAAUGUCAUGGUCUACUGUGUCAAAAGCCUUUAGCAAAAUCAAGGAAAAUAGCUCCAGUUAGGGCUCCUUGUUCCAUGCCAGUUUGGAUGUCAUUGCAAACUUUUAAGAGGGCAGUUGUAGAGGAGUGAUUCUGGCGAAAGCCUGAUCAGGGGUCAGUUAAAUUGUUGGUAGUACUCACAAAGUUGCGUAUGGACACAUUUUUCUAAGAUUUUUGACAAUAUGGGGAGCAAUGAUAUUGGGCGAUUAGUUAGAAACCAAAGUAGUGUCACCACUUUUAUGGAUAGGCUCUACUCUUGCAGUCUUCUAAAGUUUGGGUAUGUAUCCAGACACCAAGGAUUCGUUAGAGUUGCAAUGGGUUUAGCAACUGCCGGCGCACUGAGCUUCAACAACAUUGCUGGGAUUUGAUCAGGUCCGGAUUUUUUAUUUUUUUUAUUUUUAGAUUAAGAUGGUUUUUCAAUGACACUAACAGGUACAAGUCUAAAAAUGAACUUGUCUAUAUUGGGACUCUGCAAAUUUAGUGGGACUUGAUCCACAUUUGUAGUUUCAGGAUGCAUGUCAUUUAUUAGCUUGGCAAUCAGGGCAGUAGAGCAUCUGACAAAAUAAUUGUUAAAGGCAUUUGCUACAUCUAAGGUAAGUUGCAGGGUUUGGUUACCCACUUUGACAGUGGAGGGUUGGGAGUGGAUUGGAGGAGUCUGUAGUUUGACUUUCCUAAAGUUUCUAGGGUUUGUGUUCAGAUAUUCAUAGAAAUAUUGGGCCUUGGCCAAUUUUGUCUGUUUUGUGCAUAUAUUUCGCCAUUGUCUAUAUGCACGGUGAUCAUUCAUAGAGCCAGUAUGCUUAAACUUUGACUUCAAAGAAUACUGAAACUGGUACAUUUUGAUGAGGUCAGCUGUGAUCCGUUCAUGUGCUCCUUUUACCCUCACCUUAUGCAGUGGGGCAUGCAAGUUCCAAAUUUGUAGGAAUUCAGACUGAAAGAAUUCAACAGCACAGUCUAGAUCUGGGAUAAUGUUUAAUCUCUGCCAUGGGAGGUUCUUGAUUUACUUUAGAAAGGAUUCAAGAUAUUUUUUUUUUUUUUUUUUUUAAGGACAUAGUUAUUUUAACCUUGGGAGUGGACUUAAUGGCCUUUAUUUUGCGCAUGCAGUACACUAAACAGUGAUCACUGAAGUGUUUGGGAGAACACUGGCCUCCUGGACUCUAUCAGGAGAAGUAGAGAGAAUCCAAUCUAGCAUGGUAUGGUUAUGGCUUUUAAUGUUUAUGCAUGUUGGGGAGGAGAUUAAUUGCGUUAGCUGCAAAGUCUUAAACAGCGUGCAAGAACUAUUAUUUUUAGGCUUCAGCCAAUCAAUAUUAAAAUCUCCAAAGACCAACUUUAUUUUUAUUUUUUUUUUUUUUUUUUUUUUUUUUGAGCCCCCCCCCCCCACGUGUGCCUUUUUCUAAUACUAUGUAGUAUUGGAACUUUCUACUUUGCAAUAUCCUUGCACUCAUAUUGCUGGCAAAACAUCUGGAGUGCCAAAGGUUGCAUAUACCUGGUAUAGAUCAUGCCUCUCAGGUUUUACUGUAUAACUCACUGCCAUUUAGAAGUUAAAUAAAUAACUUUCUGUUUAUGCAGCCCUUGCCACACCUCCCCUGGUUAUGAUUGACAGAGCCUGCAUGGGGAAAAAAAACUGGUUUCACUUUCAAUCAGAUGUAAUGAAGUGUUCCUCCAUAGUAAGACCACUUAAUGUUAAUAAAUAUAUAUUAUUCUCCAAAUUUACCACUUACUCCUCCCAGUUUACACUACAUAGACAAUAAUAUAGUAAAACGUGCAGAUUGUUCCCGAUUGGACUGCUAUUACUUUGUGGAACAUUUCGCCGAAUGGUUAACAGACUAUUGUCGUCCUGACAAAAUUGGUCCCAUAGGAAUGAAUGGCAAAAUGUUCAAAACUAGAGUUGGAGCUGGCAAAAGCUGAAAAAUCAGGACAUGAUUUGUAAACUGCCACCACUCCCUUAUUUUCAAGCCCACCUACACAAAUCUUAUAUCAAAACGUUCAGCUAUCCCCGCUGCCACUAGAAAUGCCCACGGCUAAGCCAUAGUCCUGAUAGAUUUCACAAUAUGACCAUUUGUUUGCAACUCACGCCGUCCAUUGACGUUCAUUGAAACUCCACUCUAGCUAGCCGAAACUUGAAGGGCAAUUUCUAAACUGCGACUGCAUUCAUUGUUAAUAUUUCAGAGACAUACUAUACAUCGAAAUGUAGGUCUGGGUCUUGUGAUUCUCACAAUAUAAAGCUCUUCAUUCUAGGAUGUCGUGUGUGGUUGUCGUGUGUGGUUGUCGUGUGUGGUUGUCGUGUGUAAUUAAAUGUGCUAUAUAAAUAACCGUUACUCUGCCCAUGCCCACUCCAGUUGUAGACUACUGGUGGAGGCAAAAACACUUCACACAAUUUCCCCAGAAAUUGUAGCUUUUCUAGUUUACCUUAAACAAUUGUAUCUCCUGCUCUGUAAAUUGAACUUUAAUCACAUACAGUCUCUUGCAUGGUCUAGCAAGCUAUUAACAUAACAGGGGAUAAGAAAAUGUAAAUAGAACUUGCAAUAAAGGAAAGAAACUUUAGAGGAAGUGUUUAGGAAGGUUGUGCAAGUCACAUGCAGGGAGAUGUGACUUGACUCCUAAAUGGUAGAGAAUUGAGCAGUGAGGCUGCAGGGGCAUGUUCUAUACACCAAAACUGCUUUAAUAAGCUAAUGUUGUUUUGGUGACUAGUGUCCCUUUACUCCUUAAAGGGACACUACAUUUACUUAAAUGCUUUCAGUCCAUUCUUCUGUGUAAUGGAUAAACUAUUACCAGUGCCCCUUUAAGAUAUGGCAGCAUGUAUUGCUACUAUUCUUAUCCCAUGGGUAAAGCAAACUAUUGAAAGAUGCAUAUAUGAAAGACCAUACAAACCUUUCUUAACUGGUCUGUAGAAAGUUGUAUAUCUUAAGGGGAAUAAUACCUACAGCCAAAUGUACAUCUAACUUAUCUUUGUUUAGAUAAGUGAUAGUCUACAACGUCAAAGGUUUCCUGUCUCCCUUAAUGCUAGCAAAGUAUUAAAGGUGAUUUCAAUAAAUUGUUUCAAAUGUGCAUCUUCAGAAGCCCAGAGAGGAAAGGAAUUUAAAAUAAAAAUAUAUUAAUACAUGGCCUCUCUGGGCUGCCAAAGGCUGUUACACCUGGUCUAGAUUGCAACAUAAAACAGAUUCUCUUUAGACCAGUAUUUUGGCCUUUAUAAACCUGGCUCUACAAGUUUGCUCAUUGAGUGGUAACCAUGUUUAUAGGAUUUCAGGAUGUCAGGUUUCAUGGAAAGCAGUCAAAUGACCAAGGACAUCAUAGCCAGAUUCGUGGAUGGUCUCCUGACAGGAACACCUGGGAUGAGCAGCUUUAUCCUGCCUGGAAAGCUGGCGAUGCCAGAUGGGAAAACUGUUGGAGAGGUAAACCAGCCUUCUACUGACCUUAACCCUUCUAGACUAACUAGCUAUCUACUAUGAUGAUCAAACACACUAUUACACAAACCGCAAACAGAUCAACUCCUCAGGAGUUGGUGAAUAUAGUAACAGUACCUUGUGAAAAGGAAGUUAUUUUAGAAAUACACCUGAUGUAAUCCAUGGCAUGCACUCUACACUUCCAGAUAUUCUCUGGUCAAAACCAUAGACUCUCUAUACUACUUUGUAGGGUUACUUCUUAAUUGGAGCAUGUCUAAGCUUUUUAUAAUCCAGAUUAAGUAACAGUGCACAUCCAAAAAAAAAUACAUUUUAUAACUAACUUUUAAUCUGUAUUGUGUAUACAUUUUUGGUCACUACAGCACCACCACUCCUGCAAAACAUAUUCAGGGUGUGCUCCAACUUCAUUUUGUCUUUUUACUUUAUAAUUUGUAUUUUUCUUCUGUAGGUGGCAAGGUGGAGGCUCUCUUGACCAGUGACAGCCCAGCGCUGAUAGGGUCAAACAUUACCUUUGCUGUGACUCUGCGGUUUCCCAGAUGCCAAAAAGAGAAUGAUGAUGGUGACAUAAUAUAUGAUAGAAAAUGUAGAAAUGGUACGUAGGGCUCAGCAUAGGAGUGUUUUAAUAAGGUGGCUUGUAUCACUAUUUGUAUCUUUAACAUCCUUUAUAUGUUAGACUCUUUCAGCUACCAAGAUCAGUAUGUCUACAACUGGACCAAAUGGGUAGAUGACUGCAAUGAAGGAAACUGCACCUUUCUCAAUAAGUUUCCUGAUGGCCGCCCUUUCCCCCAUCACCCUGACUGGAGGAGGAGGAACUUUGUGUAUAUCUUCCAGACCCUGGGUGAGACUCAAUGCAGACAUUCUAAUACUUAUUGCAUUAUCUACUGGUAGCAGCAAAAUGAACUCCUGAUUGUAACCAGCUUGUAUGGUGCUGGUAAUUUAGUAUGGGGUUAAGGAGGACAUUUAGGCACAGGUGGCAGCUACUAUAAUGGUAACACUCAGUAUUGUAAUUCCCUGGCAGACUGGGAUUCAAGGUGCUGCUCAGCCUGGGUUUAGAGCCCCCAGACUACAGAUGUGAUCUAAGCAUUGCUAGUUCAAUACAGAAACUAACUGGUGAAUUCUGAGUAGUACAGGAUUCUAAAUCUAGACUUAUCCAUUAAAGUAAGGGGCAGAUCAUAGCUGUUGCCAUCAACAUAAAAAAAGUGAUUAUAUGGCUAAUAGAUAAAGUUCUACUGUUGCCAAUUCAUGUUAUGGUUAAUCCUAAACUGCAUGUCUCGAGUGAAUGUUUAUUUUUAAUGUUUAGAAUGUUCAUGGAAAGCACUUAACUUUAGAAAAUGUGUUCUAGGUAAAGUUCCCCAAUCUAUAUAAUUGAGUAAUGUCUAGGGUGAUAACAAAAGCCUGAUUCUUGGUAGCCCUUCACUGCUGUACAACAAACACCUACCCACUACUUAUAUUUUCAGGUCAGUACUAUGCACUGUCUGGGAGAUCGUCUGCAGUCCUAUCCAUCAAUACAACAAACAUCACCGCUGGCACACAGAUGAUGGAAGUGUCUGUGUAUAGAAGGGAUCACAGACGGCAUUAUCCAGUUGCUAAAGCAAGUGCAAUGUACAUUGUGACAGGUAACUACUAAGCUGAUCUUGGUGAUCCUAGGUUACGUGUUCUGGUAUUGUCUCUGGUCUAGAAAUGUAUUCCAAUAACUAGUAGUGACUGACUGUGCUAGUUUAGAACUUGCAGCAGUAACCUGUUUGUCUUUACCACUAAUCCAAAGGCCCACUGCCCCGAAUUGUCACUGCAUCCUCCUAAAUGUCUUGUCUUAGGAGUUCUACCUGUUGUGAAUUAAAAAAUAAUCCAUAUUCUGUCAAUCCUAUCUUAAUUGUAUGCAUACUUUUUUUUUUUUUUUUAAUGUAAAUAUCCUUUCCUUUUUUAGAACAAAUCCCUCUUUAUGUGAACAUUUCCCAGAAGAAUGAUCGCAAUUCCUCAGACAAGAUCUUUAUUAAGGAUUCUCCUAUAACAUUUGAUGUCAAGCUUCAUGAUCCAAGUCACUACCUUGCCAAAGCAGCUGUGUCCUUCAACUGGACAUUCGGGGAUGGAAGUGGGUCCUUUGUUUCCAAUAAUCCCCUUUCUAGUCACACUUAUACUCUGUUGGGAAACUUCAGCCUUAAUCUGACUGUGAAAGCUGCCAUUCCUGGACCCUGCAAACCAGUUACACCCACUACUUUCAUCCCUACAACCUAUACUUCUUCUACUACCACAGCUCCAGUGACCAGCAAUAGCACAGGUACAGAACAGAAAUAUUUGUCUGUUUUGUAUUAAUGGCAAUCAAGCUUAUGUUACAAGGGCUGAAAUCCAUAUUACUUGAAAUGUAUUAGAAUGUCAACUGACUCUUCUUUGAUGUUUACAUAUUUACAAAGAUAAGCAAAAGGAAUCAAGAGUACCUAACAGAACAGAGGAGAGCUAUCUCUACGUGAAAAAUGUGCAAAUAAUGCACAGUAUAAUCACAGAGGAAAUGAAAUAGAAUUGAGAAAAACAAAUGACUUUAUUGACAUGACAUAAUAAAAAAUGCAUAGAUAUAAAGAAUGGAACAGAAAUAAAGUAAAAACAACCAAAUUGAUACCCAAUAUUUGAAGUGAAUAAUUGAUUUAUAAGAUAUCUUAUUGGUACAACACACUGCACACGUCUGUGCAGGGUGAAGAAGAAAGGGGCGCAAAACGAGGGGGGAAAAAAGAAACUAAGGAUAGUAACUCUAAAAUAAGAGAACUAAUGGGGGUCUAGUAACCAAUAUUUAUAAAUGGUAGGUAAAUGGAAAUGUAUGAUAUCUAAAUAGACAGCGAAUAAAGUCACUGUCAGAAUGAGCAACACCUAGUACAGGGUAACUAGAGGUAUAGAAUAUCAAAUAACCAGAUACCAGUGUACCAUGCUACCUAGAGAUAUACAAAGAUAUAGAUUUAGGAGCUGCUGAAAGUAUAAGCUAGUAUACAGCUGUUGGUAAGAUGUAAAGCGCAAAACUGCCCUGAUAACGUGUUGCAGAUAACUAUCUAUAAAGGUACGUACUGACUAGUAUGUCUGCAAUUACUGAAUGGCUAGCUGGUAAAUAGGAUAUAAAUAGAAAUGAGCUACCGGACUAGUAAAGUUGCUGCUAAGCUGUCAAUAAAAAUAAAUGUAACUCUGACUGAAAACAACAUGUAUAAGAUAAAUGAAACAUUGUAACAUUUAAAUGACUAAAUGUCUCUAAUCCUAUUAUAAUCAGGAGACAUAAAAGAUGAUCGCUCCAAAAAUUGAAUAAAGUAAAACAGUUAAUACUGCAGGGCUGCAACGAGGUAUAUAUUGGAGAAUGAAAAGCAGACCAAAAAAAUAGUCCUGAAGCUAAUACACCCCCUAGUGUGCCUUCGAGGGCACCAAGAACUAACGCCCACUAAAACUUAUCUAGUAGACAUCAAAACGAGAAGAUGCAAAAUGAUCUAGAAGGGUAAUAGAUAAAUGGCAAAAAGUUUACGCCAGGAGUCCCCUGACGCGCACGUUUCGCCUCAGGGGACUCUUGGCGUAAUCUUUUUGCCAUUUAUCUGUGUUCUGUUAGGUACUCUCGAUUCCUUUUGCUUAGUAUUUACACUAGGGGCUACCCCCUUUUUUGAGUGUACCUUGGCUGUAUUCUGAUAGGUUUAAUAUUUAUAAAGAUAUUCCCUUGUGCUGGACUACUUCUGUAGACCCCCACUUUUGAUGGUUUGUCAUGCAAUAUACUAAACUUGUGACACAAAGUAAAAUUCUUCACUCCUCAACAGGCAACUCUACAGACCUUCCCUUCACUGAAACUGCAUUUGUGACAACUGAAGGUUCCAACGUUACUACUGCUCCUACUACUGAAACUACUACACACAUACAAACCACUCCAGCUGCUGGCUGUUUUAUUGAUCGUUAUGGCUACUACAAAGCAAACAUUAGAAUUGUGGGUAAGUAAAUGGUUAAACAGGUGGCUCCUAACCCAGUCCUCAAGGUACCCAUACCAGUCCAGUAUUUUAGACAACUCCUGACACACCUGGGUAAUCACAAAAUCCUGGACUAGUAGGGGUACCCUGACAACUGGUUUGGAAACCACUGGGUUAAAUUAUUUCGUAGCUCUUUAUUGUAUCAUACUUAAAUUAAACCUUAUUUUGCAGAUGGAAUCUUGGAGGUGAAUAUUGUAGAGAUGACAAAUGUGUCUCCAUCUGAAGCUCAAAAUGCUUUUAUAGACUUUGUCGUGGCUUGCCAAGGAAGGUAAUGUUGUAAUCCUCAAUUAAUAUAUGGGUUGAUCUUCAACUCUGAAGCUGUAACCCUUGGUUUUGAGGUAUGGGUUGUGCUUCCUAAUUGGGAUAAGCAUCUGCAAGAUGGGUGAUUAAGAAAAGGGCAAACCCACCUCAGGUCUUCCUUGUCUCAGCACAGGACAGAUCAAGUGUAUGUUGAAGGUGAGGCACCCAGGUUGCAGUCUUGGGGAGGGAGCCCAAUAGCUUCCAAGGUGGUAGGCUGAGCGUCAUGGCUCCAUCUGUGGGAGAUUUAACUCUGCGCCAAGUAUGUUCCAGGCUGGUGAGUAUGGGCGAGCCGUGGGACUCCAUUAUGUUGCAGGAUGUGCGUCUGUGCACAGCAGUGGAAUGCACGCCCAGGUGGUGGUGUGAUCCACCAAAGUUCCAGGUGCACUAUUGCACUUCUGGGAAACCGCCAAGUGCGGAUUGCUGUGCUGUUCCCUCUGGCAGCAGGAAGCUUGUCAGAGUUUCCUGUGUCACCAACCCCCACGGCUCAGAGGUUUUCAAUGUCAGAUUAGCCGAUCUUUGCUUUAAAAAACUGUUCUGAUUAAAAUUGCAAGUUAUGGAUGGAAUUGUCUUGCAGAAAGUAGAAUGCCUGUUCUUCAGACUGAAGAGAAGCGUCCUUUGAUUACUUCUGUCUGGCGAAUGUUUACCUAUUAAUGGUUCAUCAUACUGGAGUUGGUUCCCACCUGAUGUACUGAGAAGGCUCAUUAGGAAUGAAUCUGUCAUUGGGCAAGAUCAAUCUGCUACACUUUAAUGAGGGUUAUCUGUUCCUCAAACCCCAUGUCUUUCUCAUAUGCAGAAAUGGGAACACUCUGUGUAACGAGACUUUCUUGCCCAGCAUUUAAUGUUUACCAUCAAAUAGGUCAAUGUUACACCCCAGUUACACUGGGAAUCCAUAAAAAUCUGCAAAAGUAGCAGCUUUAAGAACACCUGUCCUCAAGAAGGCUGAGACCUCUUGCAGACAAUCUUUCCAGACUGCUGGGUUUCAGUAUGGGUCUUUGCUGGCAGGUGCAGCAGUGUCCAAAAAAAUUAUAACUUUGUUUACAAUUGUUAAUGGAGGUUAUUGAAGUGUCCUCAUGAGCAGCUCACCAGUUUCCUGUUUUAUUGUGAUUGUCACACUAUAUGGAUUUGACAAAGACAGCAAGAUCAUGGGUUGAUCUUCUGUUUCCCUUAUAUCCUGGUGGUUUAAACUUGGACGGCAGAUCAGCGUCCUUUUCAGCCCCCUGUUACUCCCAUUAGGUAAAGGGUAUCUUUUUUUUUUUAAUAACCAAAAAAAAAAAAAACUCUACCUCAAGACAAUUUAGAACUAGAUCCAACAUGGGUGGGCGUUUCGGAUGCCAAGAAGCUUGGAGGCGUUAUCCUGCAUUUCAAUAAAAAUGUGGAUAGCGCAGUGGGUUUAGACCUUGUUCACAGGUUCAUUCUCCUGCAGGGUUAACUCGGCAUUUCAUUCCUUUGAGGUAGAUGACUGGAGUACCAUUCAAUGGAGUCUCUUAACAUUCCCUGGUUGCAUUUGGAAACCAGUGUGUAUAUAUCUAAAUGUCUCUUGCCUGGCUUUUAAGUAGAACCUACUUGCAAUAACUGAUUUCUUGAUCUAGUUAACCCCAUAAGGACACAUGACAUGUGUGACAUGUCAUGAUUCCCUUUUAUUCCAGAAGUUUGGUCCUUAAAGGGUUAAAGAGGGCACCACUUGGUCUUUUCAAAUCCAUAAUAUUCCAAACAUCUGAUUCUCUAUUUACAGAAACCGUGUUCCUGUUGGAUUCAAGGAGUUUAAGAUUUGGUUCUGUGAACCACGAACAUCAUUGGGUUCCUCAGGAAUCUCCUGGCUGUCAAUCUCUGAUCAUUUGUUUAAACCAGUUAUGAAUUCAAAUUCCCUCAUAUCCCUGUUGCGGCCCCUCAAGGCAUUCCCUACUUGGGAGUUUGGCUAAUUAUUGAUAAUCGGGACGUUGCCUUUUAAGUAUGUUCAGGUAGCUAGCAGAGCGCUACAACAACACUGAGACUAUAAUGUAUUUUCUUCUUGUCCAGGAAACCUAGGGUUUUUUGUAGGGAUCGACCGAUAUUGGUUUUUUUUUUUUUUUUUUAGCGCCGAUACCGAUAUUCUGUGAACUUUCAGGCCGAUAGCCGAUAUAAUUUGCCAAUAUUCUGUACAUUUACCAUUUUGGAAAAUAAAAACUAUUUCUAAAGGUAAAGGCACAAAAUAUACAUGCCACAUGUAGUGGAUGCAGUGUGUUUAGACAGGGGAGCUGUGUUUGUGUAGUGGAUGCAGUGUGUAUUUGUAGUGUGUAUAUAAUGAAAGCAGAGUGUUUGUGUAGUGUGUGGGUAGUGUGCAUAAAGUGAAUGCUGUAUAUAGUAAAUGCAAAGUGUGUGUAUUUGUGUAGUGUGUGUAUAGUGAAUGUAGUGUGUUUAUAUAAUGCAGAGUGUGUGUUUGUAUACUGUGUAUAUAAUGCAGUGUGUUUGUGUAGUGUGCAUUAUAUACACACUGCAUUAUAUACAGUGUUUGUGUAGUGUGUGUGUGUAUAUAUAAUGCAGUGUGCAUUGUAUACACACUAUAUACACAGUGUGUUUGUGUAGUGUAUGUGUAUAUAAUGGAGUGUGUGAGGGGGCAUUUUUUUUUUAAUUAAAUUAUUAUUUUUAUAUUUUUUUUUUUUUUUUGUUGUCCCCCUCCCUGCUUGUUGCCUGGCCAGGGAGGGGGGAUAUAGCAAUCCCUGGUGGUCCAGUGGCAUUGGCUGAGCUUUGGGGGGGGCAGAGAGCAAGCGCUUACUCACCUCCCAGCAGCUCCUCCAGCUCCCCAGUGCAACUCUGGCGGCCAGCGUGUCACGCAGAGCGUUGCCACGGUGACCCAUGGCAACACUCUGACGGCCGUGGGUAUCGCGAGAGUUACACUGGGAAGCUGGAGGAGCUGCUGGGAGGUGAGUAAGCGCUUGCUCUCCGCCCCCCCCCCCAGGACCGCCGGGCUUGUAAUGAGCCUGGCGGUCCUAGGAGGUAUUAUCGGCAAUAUCGGUAUCUGAAUUGGCCGAUACCGAUAUUGCCGAAAAUACCGAAUAUCGGCCGAUUAUAUCGGUAAAACCGAUAAUCGGUCGAUCCCUAGUUUUUUGGCUUUGAGGUUUGUGUUAACCUUAAACAUUACCUCUGCAUUCAUAAUCGAAAGGUCCAAUUACUAAUAGUGAAAUUUUCUCCAUAAGAACAGGAAAUGAGAUUGCUUGGAUGUCUGACCUUCAAUUCCUGCGGUCAACUGGGCAAAAAACUGGAUUUGGCCACUCUGGGUCAGUGUGACUCUUGGAUUUGUCUCCAAGACUCUUUUUCUGAGAAGCCUGUCCUUUCAGCAUAAAGGAGUAAUUUUCACCACAGGCUGGGUCACUCGUCUAAACUCUCUAGUGCCAAUGUUCUUGGUCCUAAGAAAAAUAGUUCACUAAUUUCAGAGUUCUUAAGGCAGUUCUUCACUCCCUCACCAUUCAGAUCUUGGUUGAUUUGAGGGACCUAUUACAAUGUGGUCAGACCACAACACUGUUUCCCUCUCAUCAACAGACAGGGUGGUGCCAGAGGCAAGGUCUGUUUCAGCUCUGUAACAAAUUGUGUACCUGGCUCAGGAUCUCUGGGAGGUCCUCUCUCCAUUCCACUCUUGAUGUGUCGACAAUGUAAUCCCCCUACAACUUCAGCAAAAGAAAUUGUGACCAAGAGUAAUGGUCUAUAGGUCAGAUCAUAAUCGGUCUAGAGAUUGGGAGUGCCCAGAUAGACCUUAUGGCAAAGAACACGAAGAUUCUCAGGUUUGCCUCUGUACAGGACAGUUCACAUUUAAUAGCUGGCCUAUCUAAGGUGGGUUUUUUGUUUUUUUUUCUUCUAUAGACUGUUCCCAAGACUAGUUCAAAGAGGUGAACAGAGCAGUGGUUCUGACAAUCUUUCUGUACUGAACAAACACAAGCCAGUUAUCGGCCUUGGUGGAGAUGACUUUCAAGUUUGGAGAUCUUCCGAUGUCAAACACUUCUGGAAGACAGGAUUUCCUGCUGGAAGUGUUGAAUAGGCUUAUUGACAGUAGGGCAACUGCUUGGUGGAUCCUUCAUCUCAUGACUCCAUGAGUCAGAGUCCACUUGUUGCAUAUAAUCUUCUAGUUCCGCAUCUAACUUCCCAUUAAGAUUUGGGUAGCGUUUCUACACUUUUUAAUUUUAUUUUUUGGGGGGAAUGUCAUUGUCUUCUAGUUAAUUUGUCCGGGUGGUUCAAACUUACACUUCCUGACGGAGAUUUCCACAGGUUGGGAGUUUCCACAUAAAGGACAAAUUGUAUUCCCGAAGUUCUUUCUGAGAAGGGAUUGGUCUUUGUAUUUACUGGUUAGAAGUUUCUUUAAAGCAAUAGGUUUCUUAGGCCACCCAAGAAGUUGUUUCCUCCUGGGAUCUUUCUUCAGUCUUUCAGGUCCCCUUUUACUUUGAAAGUGGUUCCUUUUCAUAUGCUAAAGCUUAGCCAGCAUUCUUAGUGGCCAUUCCUCUACCAAGAGUAAGCGAGCUUCAGGAUAUCUUUAGUGGAAUUUUAGAUUUCAUCAGGGUGAGUUGUUUCAGCCCAACACUUAAAUUCUUCGAGUUAUCUUUUAAAGCUGCUUUUAGGGACGUUUUAAGGGGAAUGAAGCCUCUCCUAUAUUAUAUAUAUAUAUAUAUAUAUAUAUAUAUAUAUAUAUAUAUAUAUAUAUAUAUAUAUAUUUAUGUAUAUAUAUAUAGUAUAUAUAUAUAUAUAUAUAGUAUACUAUAUAUAUAUAUAUAUAUAUAUAUAUAUAUAUACAAAUACAUAGUAUCCUUGCACUCUAACUAAAUGGUUACAUACCGGGUGCUUGAAAUCCUGGGGAAAAUCAAAUAUCCACUUUGCAACAGGUGACCAGCACUCACGGAUUCACAAAAAGGGUUAAAACAUCCAAAGUUUAAUGAAAAAUAUUUUAAAAAUUUGUUGACAGCUCAACGUUUCAGUCCUCCUCUGGGACUUUCAUCAGGAACAAUAAAAGUGUCUCACAAUACCCAUCUUUAAAUAGGCACAUCAAUUAACAUAAUUACACAUUCAAUCCCAAACUGAAUUAGCAUAAUUGAAAGCCAAAUUCAAGGAAUUAGCAUAUAGACAGAUAUAUAUAAAUAACGAGAUCCAACUCACCAGUGUAUAUUUGCAGUGACAGCCGGCGUUCUGAGAACGCUUUCGCGCAUGUGCGCCCAUAGCCCCUCCCCUGUCUGCAUGACCGCACGACCCCCGCUGUCAUGGUGACCGCGAAACAAACCCCGCGACACCAUGGCAGCAGCGGCACCAACGAUCGCCACAUAAAAGUGCAUAAAGCACUAAAGAAAAAGAAAAAGAAAGAGAAAAAGAAAAAGAAAAAGAUGGGGAAAAUAGGGACCUAAAUAUAAAAUAAACAUGGUGCAUAACAAGAACGCCUGUAAACACACCAGGGCUCCACCCACUGUGUGUGGCCGUUCCCAUGGUAACCGGACCAAAAUGCCGGUACAUAAAGUGAACAGGACAAAAAAAGGCAUACAGGCUAAAUAAUAAAAAUAUGACAAUGUAGCCUAAUCAUAUGAAUAUAUAAUGUGCAAAAUAUGAUAUAAAAAGUGCAUACAGUGCAAAGCAAUGAAUUGCUAUAUAUAUAUAUAUAUAUAUAUAUAUAUACUGAAAAAAUAUGACUACUCUAUAUAUCAUAUUGAAAAAAGUGCAAUGUGCAUAUAAUCAGUGAAAAUAACAUAUAUAUAUAUAUAUAUAUAUAUAUAUAUAUAUAUAUAUAUAUAUAUAUAUAUAUAUAUAUAUAUAUAUAUAUAUAUAUAUAUAUAUAUACACAUACACACAUACACACACAAAGAAUGAUAGGAGUUGCACUCCAGCUCUCCUUAUAAAUUGCCUGGUGCUCGGCUGCACAAAUGUAUAGUUUUAGAAAAAAGUCAGCACUCAAGGACUUUCAAUGUACUAAAAGAAUUUAAAAAAAAACCUUUUAAUCCAGUUGUUCAAAGAGGUCAACGUUUCAGUCCAUCGUCGUGGACUUUCAUCAGGACAUAAAUGACAAGACAUAACAUUCAGUUUAAAUAAGAAAAAACUAACUUACCAAGCCGUUUCCACCUGUGUGCCGGCGUGGUCUGUUCCCCAGUGCGCAUGAGUGUCACUCCGCUCAUCUACUUCCGGUAUCAAAGUGCAACCUACCCGUCACCCUAGCAACCUGUAAACAGAUCGCUAGAAACAGCGCAUGCGUGUGUGUAUCACUCCGCUCGUCUACUAUCAGUGUCAGAACGCAACCUACCCGUCACCCUGGCAACCUGUAAAUAGAUCGCUAGGAACAGCGAUCCGUAGUAGCAUAUUAAAAGUGCCCAGUGCUGUGAUGUCAUCUUAGUGUUCAUAUUAAACUGGCAACAAAUAUAGCCAGUUUGACUAUUCACAUUCUCAUAAUUUCAUUAAUGCAGUGAAAAUAAAUUAAACUAUUAGUGUAAGUGCAUAAUGUAAUGCAGACUAGAAAAUAGUGAUAAAGAGAGGUAAAGGAUAAAAAUUAAUUUACCUCAUAUACAAAAAGUGCAAGUGCUUAAGAUAAAAGUGCUGACAAUAACGAUGUGUUAAAGUGACAGGUGCAAAUAUAUACAUUCUAUCAGAUAAUUGAGGAAGUGAACACACAUAAUUGCUAUGGGGUUACAGUAUUAUAUGAUAUAAAAACACUACCUAAACAUCAGAUAUAAUAACAUAUGUUCUACUGUUUAACAGCAUUAUCCCAAGUGUCAAAAUUUAGAGACAAACUAUUCUUUAUAUAUAAUAAUGUCCCUAUUCAAUUAUGGGUAGAUACUAGGGAGUGGAAACAGCCACCCUCCCUGAAAAAUUCUUUUGUGAAACACAAAUCACAAAAAAAAAAUCCUUAUUUUAUGCCUAUAUCUUAAUCCCUAUUAGAUAUACUGGGAAUAUAUGCUGCAAAUAUGUUUAUAAAUAGAAAAAGUUAAUAAAAUCAAUACGGAAAUUCAUCAAACCACUUAGAUAAACGAUGUGAACGUCAAUUUUUCAUUAAGGCCCAUAGGGGCCAUAGUAUUUAAUUCACGAAUCCAAAAUGUCUCUCUCUGCAACAAUGCCUUAGAGCGAUUUCCUCCUCUCCUAGAUAUUGGAAUGUGGUCAAUGGCUAUACAUUUCAAUGUUGUAAGUGGAUGUUUGUGUUCAAAGAAGUGACGGGCCACCGGUUUAUCUGUACUGCCAUCUCUAAUCGCCGUACGUAUGCUUGAGCGAUGUCCCCUUAUUCUUUCGCACAAUUGUGUGUCAGUUUUCCCAACGUAAUGUAGUCCACAUGGGCAUGACAAUUUAUAAAUGACAUGAUCUGUUUUACAGGAGAUGCGUUGUUUAAUUGUAUAUUUCUUCUGGGUGUGUGGAUGAAAAAAAGACUUUGUGGGAAUAAGGUGCCCACAAGUCACACAUCCUAAGCAACGGAAACAACCUGGAUUGAGAAACUUGUUCUGAUUCCGCAGAUAACUCUGUUCUGCAUCAGUGCGGACUAACAAGUCUCGCAAGUUUUUCUCCCUCUUGUAACAUAUCAUUGGACUUUGAGAGAAUAUUGUAGGUAAAGAUGGAUCUCCUGUUAAAAUAUUCCAGUUCCCCUUAACAGCUUGAACAAGUUUGGUGCUAGCAGAAUUGAAUUUCAUAGGGAAAGUUAAUCUUGUUGUCCUUAUUUGUUGUUGUACAUUGACAGUGGUCACCAUUUCCAUUCUAGCUUUUUCUAAAGCUGCAUCAAGGAUGUACCGAUUGUAUCCCCUCAUAAGAAAUUUAUUGUACAUACUAUCUACUUGUUUUUCAACCCGUUCAGCCGAUGAAUUAUUCCGAAAUACUCUUAGAAAUUGAGUGUAUGGUAAGGAUUUUUUGCUGUGUUCCGGAUGUGCACUCUCAAAGUGCAAUAUGGUGUUUCUGUCAGUAGGUCAUAUUUUUUCAGUGUGUGUAUAUAUAUAUAUAUAAUCAAUUCAUUGCUUUGCACUGUAUGCACUUUUUAUAUUAAUCAUAUUUUGCACAUUAUAUAUAAUCAUAUGAUUAGGCUACAUUGUCAUAUUUUUAUUAUUUAGCCUGUGCCUUUUUUUGUCCUGUUCACUUUAUGUACCGGCAUUUUGGUCCGGUUACCAUGGGAACGGCCACACACAGUGGGUGGAGCCCUGGUGUGUUUACAGGCGUUCUUGUUAUGCACCAUGUUUAUUUUAUAUUUAGGUCCCUAUUUUCCCCAUCUUUUUCUUUUUCUUUUUCUCUUUCUUUUUCUUUUUCUUUAGUGCUUUAUGCACUUUUAUGUGGCGAUCGUUGGUGCCGCUGCUGCCAUGGUGUCGCGGGGUUUGUUUCGCGGUCACCAUGACAGCGGGGGUCGUGCGGUCAUGCAGACAGGGGAGGGGCUAUGGGCGCACAUGCGCGAAAGCGUUCUCAGAACGCCGGCUGUCACUGCAAAUAUACACUGGUGAGUUGGAUCUCGUUAUUUAUAUAUAUCUGUCUAUAUGCUAAUUCCUUGAAUUUGGCUUUCAAUUAUGCUAAUUCAGUUUGGGAUUGAAUGUGUAAUUAUGUUAAUUGAUGUGCCUAUUUAAAGAUGGGUAUUGUGAGACACUUUUAUUGUUCCUGAUGAAAGUCCCAGAGGAGGACUGAAACGUUGAGCUGUCAACAAAUUUUUAAAAUAUUUUUCAUUAAACUUUGGAUGUUUUAACCCUUUUUGUGAAUCCGUGAGUGCUGGUCACCUGUUGCAAAGUGGAUAUUUGAUUUUCCCCAGGAUUUCAAGCACCCGGUAUGUAACCAUUUAGUUAGAGUGCAAGGAUACUAUGUAUUUGUGUGUGUGUGUGUGUGUGUGUGUGUGUAAUCUCCUAAUGGCCUAUGCUUCGGGCAUAGGUACUUAAAGUUGUUUAGGCAUGAAGACCACCUAAUUGGUAAUUUUGCUAUAUCCCAUCCAUAGUGCCACCAUAUGUCAGAAUUUUUUACAUACUGGGAUUUUUUUUUUUUUUUUUUUGAGAUGGUGGCAGUACAAAUCUCCCUCCCUCUAAAAUUACAAUUUUGCUUAAGCGUGUAGUCCUGCUACAACUGAGGUGGGUUUGCUGGAGGAAGCACUUUAGGGUCAAGGAGGGACUUUUCUUUACCUAUCUUGCAGAUGCUUGUCCCAGUUAGAAGCGCAACCCAUACAUACUGCCACCGUAUGGGGGGAAAAAAAAUUUAUAAGGAAAAUUUGUUUUUACCCAAUAGUAUACCCACUGAUGCCUGCACCAUAAUCUCGGACUCCACGUGCACAAUUCCACAAAACGAAGUCUGUGAUGAGGUAGUGACUACUGAUGAAUGUUUGGUGACUCUAAGAAGAGCCUUUACGGGACCAGGAACCUAUUGUGUGAAUAUUACACUGGGUGAUGAUGCAAGCCUGGCUCUUGCAAGUACCCUUGUUUCUGUGAGUGAAGGUGAGUAAAGCCACUUGGUGCACAUGAACUGUGAGUACAUCAGAUGCAGACCUGAAGACUGAGUCCCAGUGAAACUUCAGAUAUCUGCUAAUUCAUAAAGGUGAAGGCAAUCCUCAAUUUAUGCAUUGCAGCACAUGGUGAUCUCUGAUCACUUGUGAAUGGGAAUCCUCACUGUAGUAGAGCAGCCUAUCCUUGAGCUGUACCUGGCCAGCUUUGUCCCCACUGGAAGCCACCCAUACUGCUAGAUAUACACAGAGCUGCAGAAUAACCCUCCCCUCAUACAAAUACAAACCACCUACACACAAACUCAACACCACUGACAAUCCACAUGCAAUGCCCCACACAUACACUAACAAAUACACAAUGUGACAUAUCAUCCACGUGGCCCCCCCUUACACUGACCACAAUCAUGGGUACACCAUACCACAAACUAAUGAACAUAUACAAAAUAGCUCAUACGCACAAAUACAAUGAUACAAAGCAACUGUAAUAUAACAAAAGCCGAACACAGCAACCUGCACACCUCCAAUUUAAAAAAAAAAAAAAAAAAUACAAUUUUUAUUUUUAUUUUUUCUUUGGUAACCAUUAAUGUACUUUAUUUUAGGAAUUGGCACACCUGCACCAGUAAAAGAGAUCCUUAUUUACCUGGGAAUUUUGGCUGUUAUUGCUGUAGCUCUUGGUGCUCUCUUGUACAAGUAGGUGUACUUUCAAGUUGUGCAUUGGGAAUCUGCAUAACUGAACUCUAAUAUUUGUAGAUUAACACUACAACUCUAAAUGUUUAUUGUUUAUAUUUUUCUCUCUAAGGAGUUGGGAGACUGGUUCUUCCAUAGUGUAACACUCUCUGUUUAUUACAGGAAAUAUAAAGGCUACAAACGCAUUGAUACAGCUUACCAUAACCGUACCAAUGAAGGGUUAAGUGUGACCUUCAACCAAAUAAAAUCGAGUCUUCUAAAAAGAAAUGAUGAGCACCACCCCCUUCUGAAGACCAAGGCUGGUGUCAUAUAAUCUGUAAUGGGCCUCAUGUUCUGAUUAGGAUGAUGUUUACCAUCUGUAUCAGAGCUCUUAAAUAAAAUUACUACUGUAGAUUUUAUUUUUAGGCUUGUACUAUUGACUACUGAUAUUGUCAAACAUUGUAGGUGUUGCUCUUUGACUUGACGGUGAUGUGUUACUCUUUUCAGAAAACCUGUUAUAAAGACUGUAGAGAAUUCCGUUAAGUUGAAUACUUGGGUACACAUAAAAUGCUAAUUUGAACAAAGUUGUACUUUGACACUGCAACCUAUUGUUACAAUGGUUUGCAGCUACAAAGACAUUGGUUAGCUAGAUUUCCUCAUCCAGGACUUUGUUCUGCUCUGCUAGCACCAUGGGCACAGAUUGAAACUAGAAUCGUAUGCAUGAUAGAAAUUGACAUUGACUACUGUAGGUUUUUGUCAAAUUGUGUUAAUGAUGACAUUGCUUGGGUAGGAAAACCUCAGACUUGUGGUAUAUGGAGAGUGGGUACUGUAAUGAGAGAGAAAAGAGAAAUUGUAUACUCUGGAUGUGAUCUCGUCUUUCAAGCCAUCUCCAGCAACUUAGUUUGUGCUGUUGUAAGAAGGCCAGGAUGUCAACUGGUAGAAUGUUAAGCUUUAAUGGUUCUUCUGUAAACAUCUGGUUCGUAUAUUGUUACUCUGUAUAUCUCACAGCUCCUAUCUGCCAACUCAAGCCACUACACUACAAUAGCAUUAAAACCCAGACAGAUCUGCCAUCUCAGGCUUGUUCUCUAAUGCUUUCACCGACUGGACAAUGGUAAGCCUGUCUGAGACACUGCCUUCUAGUACCCUGUCCAUCCGUUAAUCUGAUGCAGCCCCUCUUACUGAUUAAGCUCAGAAAUAGACUAAACCUCUGCUUGUAACUUCCUUAUCUCACACUGCAUUACUUGCUAGCAGUAUCAUCAGAUAAAAAUGGCUAAAAAUAAGUUGGAACCCCUCCCUACUUCAUGGUGGAGUCCCCUUGCACCACUCAAAUGUCAAACCAGUCUUGCUUCGUUAUGACCCAAAGUACUUGUUCCUCAAUCGGGGACCCUGAAAGUACAACAGUAUCCGCUGAUUUACCGUAUAUGAUGCCAAGCAACUCUGCAUUUGUUUUUUUUUUUUUUGUCAUGGUGCAUGUCAAGUGUAAUCUGGUAUUGUGUCCAUUUCUCAGUAACUAAUUUAUAAAAAAAAAUUGCUUAAUAUUGUACAGUACACAAGAAUCGAAAAUAAACUUGCGCAAAUUCUUGUCAUCUUUAUAUGCUUGGUAAAGUUUGUAUGCAGGAGACUAGUCUUAUGCCACAGGGCAAAAGCUGAAUGACAAGUACACCUUGUUUAGUACAUUCAGGUGGGGGAGAGUGGGUUUUACUAACUUCUCUGUGGUGCUUAUUUGGGGAGCGUCAACUAUAUUCUCUAUAGUCCAGUAACUCUUAAGGUUGGAAGCAGAGCUGCAGAAACAAUGAUGUAAACACAGUGUGGUCAGAUACCCUAUAGUACAAGGGUGGACAGAAUCACUUCCCAUCUGAUCACAAAUAACAUAUGCAAAAGUAAGGUGUGAAACAGAGUGGGGGUAAUGUUUUCUAAGCUUCCCCUUUGAAUAGAGGUGGUUUUUUUUUCUUCUCUCUCAAGACCACCACUCGUGCUUGACCUGAUACUACUUGCAGAGGCACAUCAGCUUCCCUUACCACAUCUCUUUUUAGCAAAGAUGAUCCCUAGUCCUACCUCUAGCAGCAAGGGAUCAAUGGCAAAACAGGAGUUGCCACUGCCUACGCUAACCUUCCUCCCAGUCUUCUUUUAGGAACUCUAAAAGAACUGUGAGCAGGUAGAAGUACUGCACCUCCCUCUCCUGCAGUCAGUGAAAGUUUCAUCUGUGCAAGAAAUUACCAAGGUAGACUGAAACAAGUGCUACUCCUCUGGAAGUAUCAGCAUUGUCUGUUCUUCUUUGCAGGACUUGCAUUUAGUCUGACUUAUGAAGAGCUCAACUAUGAGCCAGAGGAUGAGAUGGGAGCAGUCAGAAUUACUCAGGGAGCAGUCCACCUUUUCCAUCAGCAACUGGUGAAAGUUUUCCACAUUAGUAGCUCAUGUUAGUACAACCUAUAGUAUACCACAAUUUCUUCAAAAUCUGGAAUGAUUACCAGUGUAACUCUGCCAACAAUCACCAUACCUAGUAGUACUACAUAUAGUGCAAAUUUCAAGGGGUUGCACUCCCGUUCACCCAUGCACAAGAGCAUCCUAAAGGGUAGAAGUAAAUGUAUUACACUGCAGCAAAGCUUUUGGGGGGAGGGGGAGGAGAAAGUGUUCAGAGAUUGGCACUUAAUGAAGUGCGAAUCUUGCAGGAAGGAAGUCAGCAAGAGGAGAGUAUUGGUGCCAGGAUGAACCAUCAUAAGGCGGUUUUAUUGAGGGAAGGGGCAGGCAGCAUAGCUGCUAUUACCACCACCAGCUCUGUAGAAGUGACAGGGGAGGUGUCCAAGAGCCAAGAAUUGCUGCUACUACCAGUCAACCAUUGCUGUCUGGAGCAUCACAACGUGUUCUGCCCACCCUGGGACAAUUUGGAGGACUGCACUUCAGGACUAUGUUCAAACAGCAGGCUCAUAAAACUACACAACUUAUAGGCCAAUAGUCUUGACUGCAGCCAAAAUUUAUUGCCUAACGAAAAUUAGUUUAGUCUAUACCAAACUAUCUGCUCAUUCAUUUUUGGACAAAAUUUGGUCAUUGUUCUAAUUUCAAAUUUUAUAUAUUACAAGGAGUGAGCCAUGAGCCAGUAGUUAACAUCUUGUAAUAUAAAAAAUCUCGUCCAGCAAGAAAUUUGUUUUAUUUAAGUCAUUGUAGUUUGCAUUCAUUCAGUAGUCUUUCAAACAAAUGGACAAACAGGUGAAAUUCAGGCAAAACUAUUUGUCCAAAAACAAAUCCCGAUGUUAUUGUUGUUAGCGUUGCUUUCUUAUCAAUGAUAGAGCCUUUCAAACAGUUAAUGGAGGCCAUGGCUCCACAUUACCAUCUUCGCUCAUGGUCCACUUUCGGCAGGAAGCAACAUGACCUCAGAUCAUCACUCUGAAGUUCAACGCAUUUUACGAAGUUCCCUGGGGGCAAGAUGUUACCUGAUGUCUGACACAACAAUGUAUUCUCUUAACAAUGUAGAAAUAUUAGUUUCACAUUUGUUAUAAUGCACCUCCCACCUGAAAUGCCUACCAGCGGGAUUUUUAUUAUGCCAUGUUUCUGGCAUGUAUUACAAUAUGGCAACUUGCUGGUACUGUUUUUUUAAGGCAACUUAACAUGGGUAUUGAAGGAAAAAGGGGAGUAAAAAUUUUUUUUUUUUUUUUUGGAAAACCUAUUGUGCUUUUCAUGCUUGCCCACGGUGAGGUGUUAUCAAACUUUACGUACCUUAGUAUUCAACUUUAGGCAUCCUCGCUGUUUUGUGUUAUGCCAUCUUUCUAUGAAAACAGAAGCAGCAUCUUUGUCAUCUGCUCUCAGCUCAGCUGAGCUUACCUAAUCCUUGCCCCUUAUGGGGAUAGUUGUCAUCCUCUUCUGAGCAGCCUGGAAGGAAGUCUACCUGCUCAUUGAUGCACUAUUUUGGCCAUAGCCAGCCACCCUCCUAUGUGACUUUAUACCCGUAACCUGCUAACCGAUGCACACUUGUUCGUUGCAACUGUGUGUUUGUUUUAUUCCAUGCCUCAAGCAUGUGAUGCCUUUUGCAUUAUCUUUUAUAUCAAAUAAUCUAGGAUAUGUUUAUCUUCCGAUGUUCUGGAGGAUUCACACAUGAUCUUAAGCACAUGCAAAUGUUCUACUACAUGUGUACGGCUAUGCUGUUACAUUGACACCUGAGUACAAGUUGGUUUGAGUACCUUGUGUCUUUUAAUCAAGUUACAGGAUUUUGUGUUGUAUAGAUACCCAGGUAAAAGUGUAUUUUAGCGUAUUUUAUUUACCAUUUUGUUAACGUGUAGGUUAUGUAAGGUUUUGAGCAAAGCACAAUGUUGAUUUUUAUUUUAAAUAGUCAGUCAGGUGUUCCUUCUUAAUAGUACAUUCUAUUAAGGAUUUACAUCAGGUAGCCAUAACAAAAAAAAUGAAGGAUAGAAUGGUAAAAAUAAUAAAAUAUGCUAAAGUACACUUUUACCAGAUACCCUGUGUCGUUUACAUGGGUAUCAUAGUGUUAUGUGGAUUUGCAUUUCAUAAGCAAAAUAAAUUUGUUGAGAAAAUAAUCUAUAUAUAUAUAUAUAUAUAUAUAUAUAUAUAAUAUGAGAGAGAUUUGUUUUCCUGCAUGUCUUGAAGCAAAUUGUGAUCAAGGCUGGGCUUUGAGGCUGCCCAUAUUGAGUCUCUCCAGAUUGGUUGCUGCAAAUUUUGCAUUACAUAAUGGGGAUAACUUUAAAGGACCACUAUAGUGCCAGGAAAACAUACUCGUUUUCCUGGCACUAUAGUGCCCUGAGGGUGCCCCCACCCUCAGGGUCCCCCUCCCGCCCGGCUCUGGAAGGGGGAAAGGUAAGCUUAAAACCCCUACCUUUCCAGCUUGGCGUGUAAGCCCCUCUCGCCUCCCUCCCUCCCAUUCUUCCUGGCUGGAAUGCGCGGCAAGUACAAAAAGGCCAAGAUUCAGCCGGUGUCGCGUGAUACAUUUACACGCUUUUCUAUGGACGCUAUGCUCCUCACCGUGAAAAUCACAGUGAGAAGCAUUUAAAGCUCUAGUGCCGCCACGACAGCCACUCAGAGGAAUCGGGAAGGGCUUAACCCAUUCAUAAACAUAGCAGUUUCUCUGAAACUGCUAUGUUUAUGAAAAAAUGGGUUAACCCUAGAAGGACCUGGCACCCAGACCACUUCAUUAAGCUGAAGUAGUCUGGGUGCCUAGAGUGGUCCUUUAAGCUUGGAGUAACCUUUUUUUCCAGUAAAAACUAGUUUACUCUGGGAUAAAUGGGAAUAUGAAUGGAGAAGCUGUAAGGAUAUGGGAAGGAAAGAGUGUGACAGAGCAAAAGGACCUUUUUAGACUUCUUAUAUAUAAUAUUGUGCAGAAAGGUAUUCAGUAGGAGAACCUCAGGUGAGUCUGGGAUGGUGAAGGAGAUUGUGCAAAGUAUGAAUAAUUAAACCUCUGUCCAGAAUGUCCCAGAAGACAUGAGACAGUGAACCUACUUCUUUACCACAAUACUAGCACCUAUCAGGGGAUCCUGGGUAUAUAUGUGACAGUUGGGUUGGCACGAAGUACCAAUGCAGGAGUAGUUUCAUGCUUGUCUCCCAGUGAGCAGAGCAAUGUGAGGUUUUUAUCAUUUGGCCUACCGCUGUUUUAUUGUUUGCCAUGUUUGUAGUGGGAAACUGCACCUAGUUUUGCUUCUUACUGUCUCAUGUACUGGAGUUUUCUAAGCGAAGGAGUGAAGGAUAUGAUUGAGGUAAGUCAAACUUUCAUACAAUUGAUGCACAUAUGUCAGAGUUCCAAUAAAAGUUAAAAAAAAAAUAAAAAUAUAUAUAUAUAUAUAUAUCUAUUUAUUUCUCCCUCCUUCUUGUUACCUUGGGACAGGGAGGGGGGAAAUGCCUAUCCUAGGUGAUCCAGCAUGGAGAGCUUUUGGUGUACUCCCACUGAUUGCGCUGACCUACUGAAAUGGCUCAUGUGAGCUCCAGACUCAUAUUAUCAGAAUGUUGCCUUGGUAAUAAAUCUGCUGCAAUUUUCUGAGACUAGGUUGAGACUAGAAGCUGCCUUCUCCAUUCCCCCAGCUCUGUUAUGCACUCAUUGCACUUGAUGACUUCCAGCCAAAGCUCACGGGCUGCCUCGGCAUGGAGAGGAGCAUAAGGAUUGGGCUGCAGGGCUGAAAGCUAAAGGACUGUACUGGGUGUCACCUCGUCUGAAUGUGACUCCCUGUGCAGUCUGCACCCCUCUAGUGAUGCUACUGGUAUAGGAGUCCAAUAAAUUGUUUUCUCACUAGAUGAGACAUGCGUUGAGCCUUUUGUGUGUUUUGGAGGAUACGAUGAUCCAAUUAGCUGACUGGGGUUACUUGCACCAGAACUGUCAUGUCCAGGAUAUUUAAUAUUAUGUUUACUUAUCCCUAUAUAUAAUGCAUAUGGAUUUGUGUGGUGUAAAAUAAAUAAAUAAAUAAAUUAAACGUAUAAAUCUACAUUCCUUUAUCCUGUAACUAGGAGCCUCUAUCUUAGCUCCCUGUCAACAAUCAUUGUUAUAAAUUCUGUCAUUUGCACUUGGAAAAAAAACAUGCAAUGAAGUGGAGUAAUGAAGCAAUAUUUGUACUUUUCCAAUGUAUUAGCUGUUUGCCCUAACUUUUCUUAAAUUUAAAAGUAAACAGAGCAUAUCAUGAAAACAAAAAAUGUUCUUUCAGUUUUCCAUUUCUUAUGGCCUUUAUAUUUAAAUCAUUAUACUGCCCCCAUUGGCUCUACCCAUUAUAUUUUCUUCCUUGCACAAGAUUCCAAGACCUGUGCACCUGCAUUUUCUUCUCCUCUGUCCUUCUGUGACUGAUGGAUUGUUUAUAGAUUAGUUUAGCAGUCUGCCCAUCACCAAAAAUGGCCAAAGAUCACAUCCGCCUAAGAAAAAGUCGUUCCUACUUUAUCUUAUGCAUAACUAAAAAAAGAAAAAAAAAGUGAACUAAAUGUUUUUUCAAAAGCAUGGAGAAAUAGAGUGAUAAUUUUUUUUUUUUUUAAAUGAAAGGAACACUAUAGGGUCAGGAACACAAACAUGUAUUACUGACCCUAUAGUGUUAACCAUCUAGCCCCCCUGGGACCCUUCUAAAUAUAGUAAAAUCUUACUUGUAUUCAAGUCUGCUGCUGCUGGUUCUGCCCCUGAUUUGCCUGCUUGGAUGACAUCAUCAGAAGUGAUUUGAGCCAAUCACAAUGCUUUCCCAUAGGAUUGGCUGAGACUGUCAAGGAGCCAGAUAAGGGGCAAAGACAGUACAAGUCAAACACAGACCUGGCCAAUCAGCAUCUCCUCAUAGAGAUGAAUUAAAUCAAUGCAUGCAAAGGGUGGAGAAAGCUCAAUAUCAGUGCUCCAGGAAGCACCUCUAGUAGCCAGUGGAGGUAUUCGUAGGCUGUAGUGUAAACACUGCAUUCUCGCUGAAAAAAAAACGGUUUACUGCAAAAAGUCUGAGAGGAAUGAUUAUACUCACCAAAACAACCACAAUAAGCUGCAGUUGUUCUGGUGACUAUAGUGUCCCUUUAAUUUAAAACCAAAACCUGCAAAUGACAGAGCCGCUUUAACACUAGUUAUAUAUUCCAGACAAGUGACAGUUCCUCUUUAAGCUCCAAUAAAUGUCAUAUAUUUGAUUGAAUUCCUAGAAUAAAACUAAACACAUUUGGAAUUUAUAACUAAUUUAACUGCUUCUGUUGGAUAUUCUUAAAAGCUUUACAGAAAAAUAAAGUGUACAGUCGUAUCUACUUACAUGACAGGCGUAUAGUCGUACCCUUGGAAAAUACCCAUACAUACCCAAUAAUGCACGGACAUCAAUAUGUUGGGUAAAAUUCUGUCCACAGCUUUUAAUGCAAUGCAUAGAAUGGUUAUCUACAAGCCUGAGGUACCACAAUGGCAUUCCUCCGACUACAUAUCAAGCUUUACAUUUGGGAUAUGAGAGUGGACAUGCACAUUUUUUAUAUAUAAAUCUGUAGUUUGGAGUGUAGUGUUAUAUAUAGCAAUGAGCAGGAUAUUUAGUUUGUUCUCAAGAUGCAUGCGGGUAUGCUUAUACAAAAUAUUCUGUCCUUAGGGAUUCGUAAAAGGAAAACCAUUAUUAAACAUGUUUGAGUUAGUAGUUGCGUGGUCAUUAAUAGCUAUUUAUUCAAGCUGUGGAUACUCAGGGUUAUGAGAUAAAGUUUACCCUGCUAAGUGAGCUGCCCUAUAGAACAUUGGUGUCAGCGUAAUCAUCUAAGUAUCAUUCUGGUGUUGCCUCUUAAGGCGAGUAUAGUGAUGAACUAGUAGGUAAGUAUGCUAUAAUGCUUAACACACAUUCAGACAGUCUCUCGAGGUCGUAGUGGUGGGGGAGUUCUUCCUGCUAGCGUGUACCUUGAUUGGAGCAUUGUCGCCACGGGCCCGGUGUCCACCGGUUGUCAGUUGCGUCCAGACUUGGGUCUCACGUCUGAGUACCGUGUCAGCAGGGCGGAGCCGUGGUGUCUCGGAUGCGGGAAUCCUCUCCUGCCCCGGAGCUGUGAGAGAGCUGGUGCUUGUAGGUCACAAGCCUGGGAACCUUCGCGGUCCAGGGUCGGCCCUUUCGGAUUGGUGCAUGGAGUCUGAGCAGGUCGCUUGGGUAUUUGUCUUGCCGCUCUCCGCUUGUGUGGCCGGCACCUCUGGGGCACUCCCCUUCUUGCUCUCAGCCCGGGAGGGCCUUAGAUGUGGGAAUCUGAUGUGUGGGUCUUAGAGUUGAGGAGGACCCCCAUUCAACCGUCUGCCAUCGGCUUUUACCCUCGUGGGUAAGUUUUUUGGCAAGUCGCUGCAGGCUGUAAGCAUGCCUAUAAUUUGGCCCAGAAGCGGUUAAAGAGUAUAGCGAUGGGAUCUUUUGCGUGGUCCCCGGUGUUCGCUCUACCAGGUUGUUGUCCGCCAUCUUGAGUGCACCUGUCUCCGCGUUGCUAGUGGAGGGCGUUGUGCCUGGGAUAUCCCCCACCGCUCCACGGGGAGGUGCAUGUUUUGCAUUCGCAUGUUGCAGUUGGUAUCUGGCGGGAAGGCGGACGUCCUUCGCCCCUGCCUCCGCUAGGCCUCACUUUGCUACCACGGUUCCUGGUCGGGCUGGGUAUCAAGUUUGGUACCGGCAUGUUCGUGGCUGCUGCUACUUGCCAAUGGGCCGGUUUGUGGGGGAAUCACAGCAAUUAGUCUCCGGUUAUCUGCAAAGUUUGGGCCCUCACUGCAGGAGCUUGUGUAGUGUGCAUUUGGUCAGUUUGCCAGCUCGGCUCUGCCCCCUAUAAUAUAAAUUUUAAUACAAAAAGUAAUUGUGAAACAAACCCUAUGACACAGUAUACAACUAACCCCCCCACAACAUUACAACGACAAUCACCCCAAUAGUAACAACAUAAAUAACAUCAUGAAACAUAAUAACGUGCAAAAAUUUGCCCGAAUGAUCCAAAGUAGGGGUAUACCGAGAUACCUACACCCCCAGGUUCUGAGCCACAGACCAGCUUGAAACCUACCAUACCAACUUGCCCAAAUGAUCCAAUGUAGUGGUAUACCGAGAUACCACUACACCCCCAGGUUCUGAGCCACAAGCCAGCUCAAAACCUACCAUACCAACUUUUAAACCCACAUAAUUAAUUAAAUCCCUAAUAACCCAUUCAACCCCCCCCCCCCAAUUUACCUAUCCAGUUCCCUGCCACAGCUCAGACCUUGACCCCUUAAGAUAUCUGAGCACCGCCACCCCCAAUAUACAAUGUCCUGGCCAAACCUUCCUGUAUUCCCAAAUUGAAACGGUGGAGACCAACAUCCGAAAGAUACACCCCAUACAUACAAAAAUAACCUGGCAACAUUGAUUCCAGCCCCAGGUGCCUAAUCACCCGCUAUCAAUUUAUUGACCUAAAGCAUGCCUCCAGUGAAACCGGGGAACCAUUUCCAAACAAAUAACCACUACCCUUGCCACUAACUCCUGCAAUUGGUCCACAUCCCUUUUCAUUUGUUUAACCAACUCCAGCUUUUGCACCUGCCCCAGGUCACUGGGAUUUGCCCCUGUGUCCACGUAAGCUGCCACUGAGCCAGAUGCGCCAGUAGUGGAACUGGUCUUACCCCACUUGAAGAACCUGCUGAGUCUGUGGGCUCCUCUAAAGCCAAGGCACUUGUGCUUGAACUUACAGCCGGUGCCCCACUUACAUUAGCUAUAUAUGAGUAGCCUGAAAAAACUUAAGUCUAGAUAACAGAACAAGGCAAGGAUGCAAAAAGCCAUAACCAAUUACCAAAAGACUUAGGUAUCUUCUGAUAACGCCGCCUUUUAUCAUUCCCCACUUCCUUUACAUCGUUCUUAUCCUCUUCAUUCAUGUCAAUGAAUUCUUCUAAGGUUAAGCGAAAAUAUUCCCAAAACUCCCCCUUCAAUUUUUUUUCUUACAUCUUUUGUUGUAAAUAGACCACCGGAACCCCCUGAAAAGGAUACUUAAGCAUUCUGUCUGGCUGCACCAAUAAUGCAGCCAGACAGUUCCGUGACCUACGCACCCGAUGCUGCCACUACGUAAGCCCCAACACUCCCUUCAAUCUACGGAACUACAAUAGCAUUGCCCCCAACCUUUUGACCCCGCAUGUGGUACCCAAACUUGCCCAAAGCCUGACCUGUUUCCUGUCAUUGUACCCCACAAAUUUAGAAAAGAUUAAACCUUCUAGUAAAUUCCCACCAUGUAGUGCAGUAUUUAUCUCACCACCGAAUCCCCAGUUGCCGAAAACUGCGGGGAUGCCUCUCAUAGUCUUCCAGUUUCGGAAACUGCUGCUACAGCUGCUGGCAUGGAUCAUGAAGCUUGGUUCCUAAAUGAAACCGCUGAUGAUCAACUCCCAGACCUUCAAGAAGAAGUAGUCCUGGGUAGUCUGUUCCUACCAACACUGUCCCUUCCUUAGCUGGAGUAAGUAACCUGCCAUCACGUUCCCAAGUGAGGCCCACCUGCCUGAGUGGGGGAUCUUGUUUCCCUGUAAAGACUGUGGCCCCUAGGACCAACUCUGUCCUCUGCCAUUGUUCCCAACCCCUCCCGGGCUGCUGGUACAUGCUUAUCACUCCUGCUGCCAGAGUACUCCUGUUCCAGUUUCUUGCCAUGAUGAUCACUGGAUCUACUAUGUUCUGAUCUGACACCUUUCCUGUCAGCCUUAAGCCUCCUGCUGUCCUGAACAGCACCCAUGAUGUCCUGGGCCCUGCUGUGAUGCUUUUGCUGCCAGACCCUUUGAUAAACCUGAAAGAGAAAAGGGAAUUCUCCCAGGCCUGAAGCCCCACCAGCAGUGCUGGCAACAACAACAACAAGGUCUGUGAGAAGACAUUAGAAUGGGAACAUUUUAAAAUAGCUGCCUUACGUAUCAGCCUGCACAUCCCAGAUAACUAGCCAAUCCAAACACACUAAUUUUAUGGCAAGACAGGAGGCUUCAUAUUUGCUUUAACCUUCUUUACUGAACCUCCCAGCAGCAAAGAAAUAGUUAAACAUAUAGUGAAAAAAUCAACCAAUCAGGACACAUAUUAGAACAUAACAGUCUGUCAGGCUCCUCCCAAAUCCUCUUUCUUUGCUGCUUGCCUCCCAGGUGAGUCUAUUCCAAUUAUAGCUCUCUAAUAUAUAUAUUAUUGACCUACCUUAUUUAGUUUUUUUCCAUAUAUUUUUUGACUCCUUUAAUUAACUUUCCCUGUCUCUUAUUUCCAUGAGGUAAUGGUGUGUUUAUUUUAUCUGUGCACUUUACCACAUAAACCUUUUCACAGGUCAGCCCACUGUUCAGUCCCUUCCCUGUGCUUUUUAUUUAUGACUGACUGGGUUUUUUUGUAGUAAAACCUUAAUAACCUUUUCCUUGGUGAAAUUAUCUUCAGACCGCGCCACUGCUGUGGCUGCGGUCCGUUUUAAUCACGCCCGCGAUCUAUUUCCGUACCGCCCGUUUUUUCGCGUCAUUUGAUUGACACGCAGUUUCCCGCCUUCCUCCUUCUAUGCCGGCGGCCAUCUUCUGUUCGGCGGUUAGUUUCCGUUCGCGCGCUUUUUCGGUGAACAGCUCUCUGCUACUGGAUUGCAGCUCUGUUAGACGGUAAGUUUCAUUGCCCCCUGCUGGUACAUUUUGUUAUUACAUCUGAAUAUUACACAGAACACUUGCUUAUAUUAGCCUAUUUGUGUUUUUAUUUGCAGAUUGCUCUCAAACUAUACUAUACAGCUCUAUGCCUAUUAGAGGGUGACCCCCUCUUGCCUUUUUGAUUUAAGGGUGAUCCCCUUGUGCCUCUUUAUUGAGGGUGACCCCCUCGUGCCUUAUCUCUCAGGGUGAACCCCUUAUAUAUUUUAUUGAUUUGCACAGGUUACCCCUGUCAUUAUUAUAUUGACAGUUUAACUGCCAUAAUUGUGGAUGAACCCCACUUGGUCCCCUUAAAGGUGACUGCAUAUUAUCUGGGUGAACCCCAAUAAGACAGCCCCUGCUUUUACUUGUUUUGUGUAAAGUUUGUUAAUAUAUAUAAUAAAAAAAGAAUUUAUAUAAAAGUUGUUUAAUAUACCUUUUGGUAUACUGAUUCUGUGGUGACCCCACUACUAUUUUACUGGUCACCAUGUCGGACCAACCAGAACCUGCAAUGUCAGCAGAAUUAAAAGUCUGGCUUCAAGCUGCAAUUGCAGACUCUAUCCCCAAAGCCUUGGCAGCAUUUCGUGACCAGACAGCCACUACUGCCACCAUCUCGCAAUUGUCAGACUCUGAUGAUUCCAGGGUCUCUGACCAUGUCGAAGCCCCACGUAAACGCCCGUGGAAGGGUAACAGUGCUUCUGCUGGCAAAGGCAAAGCCCCAGCAAAGACAGCUAAAUUGUCUCAUGCCAAACGCACUUUGACCUCAGAAUCUGACCUCUUAAAGGACUCAACCUCUGGCUAUCACCUACGAGUGAUAGACGAAUACAAUGCGUAUCCAGAGGAGGAUCUCCCCGGUGACCCUUCCCCUUCUGAAUUUGUUACAGAGACUUUCCUCCUACCCCAAACCCAGUCCUUUCAGGACACUGACCCUAUGUCCACUACUAAUUUAGACAAUUCUAAGGACGAUAUCCUACUGGAUACCAAUGGUUGUCCUCUAUUUGACCCACGCUGCAUCAGACACCCUCGUUCAGCGGAAUGGACACCCCCUGAUCACAUUGCAAAAUAUUGCAGAUUAUGGCUUCGUAAACCCUUAGAAAAGGAGAUUAGGGCCAAAUUAAGAGCAGAAUGUCCACGGCCUAUGAUCCCUGAUAAGGUGGCUGUCACCCCUGAACUUGACCCACUCCUGGUCACUUUUCUAACUAAGACGGGUAAAGAUCCCCGCAAGGGAAUCGAAGUUGGCUUAAAAGCCACCCAGGACAAGCUGAUGGAUAUAGCAGGCCCGCUUAUCCAGAUUUUUAUAAUUGCUGAUGAGACGCUAGCAGGAGGCAAUUUUGAUGCACACAUGGUGCGUGAAUGGGCACAAAGAGCGUUAUGCCUGUUAGGCAACGCCAAUGUAGCUAUUUCCGUUGAACGGCGUAAAGCCGUGUUAUAUAAAAUUGAUGCCAAAUUGGCAGAACUAGGCACCAAAGAACUUGGUCCAGAGGCUAACGGACUAUUAUUCGGGGACAGGUUCAUACGAGACCUGAAUAAACACGUAUCCGUGUUUACCUCCCUUAACAAGGCACAAUGGAACCUUCGCAGGGUGUUCAGACCCCAGCGUUUUUCCGGGAGAGCUGGUCGCUAUAGGGGCCGAACGACUGGCAGAGCUGCCUUCACAGGCUACAGGCCUCAACCAGCAGACUCAUGGAAUUCGGGCAAUACCCGUUUCUACCACAAGCAGUUCUUUCACUCUAGACGUUCCAUCAGAGGACGUGGAUAUGCUUCCCUCCGGGGCCGCACUGCUUCAGGUAAUCGACUUUCCUUAUUCUCAAGUUCCUAUUGCAGGUCGGCUAACCCUUUUUUUCCAACAGUGGUCUCUAUUAACUCAGGAUCCAUGGAUCCUUCAAACUGUAUCUGGUUUCCAUAUAGAUUUUGCAAACGACCCUCUACAAGAGUUCCCCCCUCCACCUCUGCACAUGUCUCAAGAGGACAAUGCGACUUUGGAGGCCGCGCUAAACGACCUUGUCGCCAAGGGCGCUAUAGAACGUUCUCGGUCCCCUCACAGAUUCAUAAGCAACAUAUUUCUGGUCCGAAAACAGUCAGGGGACUUUCGACCAGUUAUCAACCUGAAAGACCUAAACACUUUUAUUGUUUACCAACAUUUCAAAAUGGAGGGUAUCCACCUCCUUCGAGACCUACUCUGCGAGGGAGACUGGUUCUCCCGUUUAGACUUGACAGAUGCUUACCUCACGGUUCCUAUAACACCGGCCCAUCGCUGUUUCCUACAGUUCAGAUGGCAUCAAGACUUAUGGCAGUUCACAUGCCUUCCCUUCGGACUCUGUUCCGCACCCUGGUGUUUCACCAAGCUGAUGAAACCGGUCAUGGCCUUGCUACGCUCCCUAAGGAUUCGCUCCAUCAUAUAUCUGGACGAUAUCCUCCUUAUGGCUCGGGACCCAGGCACUCUACGCCUCCAUACAGACAUGACCACAGCUCUGUUACAAAACUUGGGGUUCGUGAUCAAUGUCCAAAAAUCCAUCCUCACCCCAUCUCAGGUGGUUCAGUUCCUGGGAUUCCAAAUACAUUCCGUUUUGGCUAUCCUACAACUCCCUUCAGUAAAGAUCAAGAACAUCAAAAAAGACAUCAGAAAAAUUCUAGCCUCUUCGACUAUCCGCCUUCGCGACUUAGCUCGCAUAAUCGGACUACUCUCCGCCUCAAUUCAGGCGAUCUUCCCAGCUCCUUUACAUUACCGAGCAAUGCAACGUCUGAAGACUCGCUCAUUACGUCACUCUGCAUCUUACGAUCAACAGAUCUCCUUGACAGACGAAGUCCGACUCGAAUUGAACUGGUGGCUACACCAUAUGGAAGCAUGGAAUGGGAGAGUGAUCUUUGGAUCACAGCCAGAUUACAUCCUAGAAUCAGAUGCCAGUCUUCUAGGCUGGGGUGCAUCAUGCGCAAAUCUCUCUACCGGAGGUCCUUGGUCCCCAUCAGAACGGGCAUUGCACAUCAAUUGCCUCGAGUUGAUUGCCGGGUCCUUUGCGAUUCGCAGUUUCGCAAAGGACUCCUACAAUUGUUCCCUAGUACGGAGAAUGGACAACAUCUCAGCUGUUCAAUACGUGAAUCGUUUAGCGGGAUCCCGUUCCAAAAUGCUCUCAGACCUCACAAAAGAACUCUACCGGGUUCCGACAACUUAGUCGCAGAUUGGUUCUCUCGACACUGGAGAGACUCCAGCGACUGGCAAUUGGACCCACACCUUUUUUACCGUCACCAUCUUCUUCGGGGUCCAUUCAAUAUCGACCUAUUUGCAUCUCGUCUGAACCGACAGACGGACACUUUUUUUCAGUUGGUUGCCGGAUCCGACCUCUCUGGCAGUAGACGCCUUCCUUCAAUCAUGGCCAAUGACCGGCACUUAUGCCCCCCCUCCGUUCUCCAUGAUCCUUCGCACUCUCCAUCAUCUCAGGACUCAGGGGGCCACAAUAACACUGCUGACCCCUUUGUGGCAUACCCAGCCAUGGUUCCCCAAUCUCUUGGAGAUGUCGGUGAAUUAUCCACUACUGCUACCUGUCACGCACGAUCUUCUCAAAGAUCCCGCAGGCAAUUUUCACCCUCUUAUGUUGCAGGGUCAUCUCCAGCUAGUGGCCUGGACUGUUUCAGGGGAUCCUGGAAUGCCGCAGGACUUUCGGAGACUGCUAGAGCACUCUUAUGGGACUCAUGGGCCCCCGGGACUAGACGCUCUUACCUCUCAGCCUGGCGAGUUUGGCAUCGCUGGUGCUUGGAAAGGUGUAUUGAUCCCGUUUCAGCUUCUUUGAUUAACGUCAUGAACUUUCUGUCCUCUCUUUUUGAUCAAGGUAAAUCCUACAGAUCCAUUAAUGUGUUUCGUUCAGCAAUUUCGGCAGCUCAUGGCCCCAUUGAUAAUACAGCAAUAGGUAAACACCCCUCCAUCUGUAGACUGUUGCAUGGCAUUCGUCUUGCUCGACCUCCUGUCCCAAAAUAUUCUCAUUUUUGGGAUGUUGCUCUUGUUUUGUCCUUCCUAGAGACUUGGCCACCCAAUGAAGCACUCUCUUUACGACAACUGUCGGCCAAAUUAGCUUUUCUCCUCUGCUUGGUUUCUUUUAGGAGAGUCUCUGAUAUUCAGGCAUUUGACUUUCACGCUAUUGAAUUCACGCCCCAAGGUGUAUGUUUCAACAUUUCUCGCCGCACUAAAACUAAUUCCUUAACGAUUACUUACCUUUAUUUUUCUGACAGACCAUCGCUUUGCGUUGCUCGUUGUGUCCAACACUACGUCGCCUCUACAUCACCUCUACGUCCCCCUAUGGGCCCCCUGUUUAUCUCAUAUGUGCGACCACACAAGCCAGUGUCUUGUCCCACGAUUGCCCGCCGGAUUAAAUGGCUUCUAGAUUCAGCGGGCAUAGAUUCAUCUUUUGGCGCUCAUUCUGUCAGAGGCACUGCUGCCUCUUCCGCCUUUAUAGCUGGGGGAUCCCUUGCAGACAUCCUAAAAUGCGCUGAUUGGUCUAGAGAAUCUACCUUCCGUACCUUCUAUUUUCGACAAUCGUCCCAUGCUUCUUUUUCUUUGGUUUCCACGCUUUAAAACAGCAAAUAUGAAGCCUCCUGUCUUGCCAUAAAAUUCGGGAUUAUUCUAGCGUUAGUGACUGAAUAAUCUAAAUUUUAUUAAAGACAGGAGGCGAAUAUUUUCCCACCCUAUUGCUCUCCCACCCAGAUUUUUUUCAGAUCACAUGUACUCUUAAAAAUUUUUCUAGGUUUCUUGUGAGACUUUAUAUUUAUCUGACUGUUUUUCUUGUUUGCUCUGUUUAGGUGCUUAUCAAUCUGCCUGGUUCUGAUUAUUUUAAAUUUUGCAAUAGUUAUACUCGUAAUAUCCAGGGGGUAGAUCUGUAAAUGUAGAUAUCUUGCGGACACCCAGUCCAAGUGACCAUACUUUCACGAUCUUUCUCUGUCUUUUAGUGUGAAGUUUCUCUACAUGAGCCACGAAGACUACGUUCCUUUGGUCUCUAGUAUCGGCUGCGUUCUGGUUUACAUGGUUGAUGGAUUACUCAAGUUUACACGGUUGACUACACUUAUGAUCGGCUGCAUCAGAAAGAGGAUUUGGGAGGAGCCUGACAGACUGUUAUGUUCUAAUAUGUGUCCUGAUUGGUUGAUUUUUUCUCUAUAUGUUUAACUAUUUCUUUGCUGCUGGGAGGUUCAGUAAAGAAGGUUAAAGCAAAUAUUCGCCUCCUGUCUUUAAUAAAAUUUAGAUUAUUCAGUCACUAACGCUAGAAUAAUCCCGAAUUCUGAAUGCCCGCCUCCUAGCUCUGUCACGGCCCUAUUCCACUAAGCUGUGCUGCUCCGUGGGCUACAAACAUGUCUGCAGAGUUCUACGCAGUUUUUAUUAUUCUGACAAACAAGAAGAUAGCACAACAAACAGUGAAAUCUGAAAACAGCAACACCUACUGACAGAACAGUAUAUAACACUUAAGAUAUAUACAGUACAUAAAAUACAUGAGCACAGUAUUCUAACACCCCCAUUCAACAACUACUCCUUAUGUUAAUACCAUUUUGGACCUUAGUUCCACAAGUCUGUUUCUUGUGAGCGACUUUGUCUGGAAUUCACUAAAAGAUGUCAUCUCUUCAUCAGCAAUCUCAUCUAUCUUCUUUAUUGUGUCAGGACUUAUGUGCUCAAAUCGCCUGUGCGAAGUGCAGAUGCAGUUUGAAUGCCUUUCCUCUUUGGCAGAAUUAACAUUUUCACUGCAGUUCUUUUGAUACAGUUCACCUGUGAUUUUAGCGUUUGCGAGUAAGUAUUCCACUUUUGUGAUGAUGCAACCAUCAUCUUGGAAGGUCACUAUAUUGCCUUGUUUUGUCAGCUUCUUUACUGACAAAACGCAUAGUUGCCAACAUUUGAAAUAAAUUUCCAGAGACACUUUGCAGCACAGCUAUCAAUUACUACCUUGAAAAUUUACCACACCCACUGCCGCAAAGCUCCGCCCACUACAUCCAACCCACAUAAUUAAUCUCCGCCUACUUAUAGUGAAGAUUACAGGGUCUACUCAAUAAUGAGAGAAUUACAGGGAAUUGAGAUGUUAAAUUUAAACUUAAGGCCAAAGUAGCCGAGUUGAAAAAAUUCUCCCAUUCAGCUGCACUAUUUCGACCUAAAGUUUGACAUUACCAUCUCAAUUCCCUGCAAUUCUCUCUUUACUGAGUAGACCUUUAUAACACCAAGUUCCCACCAACAGUACCAUGCAUCCUUGGUAUGCGACAUAUACAUUCCCAGCACAGCAUCUAUAUCAGGCAGGUGCAUAUUAUCACUUUUAGGUGAGUUGGGUAUCAGUGGUGACACUGUCAGUACAAAUAUAGAAAGACCUUGUGCAGAUUUGCUUCAGUAAGAAAGUUGUCUCUAUACCAUAGAACAUACAUUAGUUCACAAAAAUAAUUAUAUUGGGGAGUGAAUAUAUUAAAAAUAAAAAAGCUGAAGAUAGGAAAUGAAAGAUAUAGACGGAGAAUGUACAGAAUGGAAUUAAUUAGAGAAAUGGGAGUAAAAGGAAAACAUAUGCACAUAUUCCAUUAGCCCCUUUUCAUGCCACCAAUUCAACACGUUGAAUGUCUCAGAUUGAGGCUUCAGUCACCACUCCGCUGCUUCUGAUUCUUCUAGUUCCUGGAGUCUACGGGUAUUAUACAGAGAGCAACACUAUACAGGGAGCAAUGACUGUCCCAGGAUAUUAUAUACAGACCUAUAUUAUACAGAGAGGAGCACUGUACAGGGAGCACUGACUGUCCCAGCUUAUUAUACACACAGACCUGUAUUAUACACAGAGCAGCACUAUACAGGGAACACUGACUGUCCCAGCUUAUUAUACACACAGACCUGUAUUAUACAGAAAGCAGCACUAUACAGGGAGCACUGACUGUCCCAGCUUAUUAUACACACAGACCUGUAUUAUACAGAGAGCAUCACUAUAUAGGGAGCACUGACUGCCCCAGCUUAUUAUACACACAGACCUGUAUUAAACAGAGAGCAGCACUACACAGGGAGCACUGACUGUCCCAGCUUUUUAUACACAGAGACCUGUAUUGUACAGAGAGCAGCACUACACAGGGAGCACUGACUGUCCCAGCUUAUUAUACACACAGACCUGUAUUGUACAGAGAGCAUCACUAUACAGGGAGCACUGACUGUCCCAGCUUAUUAUACACACAGACCUGUAUUAUACAGAGAGCAUCACUAUACAGGGAGCAUUUACUGUCUCAGGAUAUUAUACACAGAGAGCAUAACUAUACAGGGAGCACUAACUGUACCAGGAUAUUAUACACACAUACCUGUACUAUACAGAGAGCAGCACUAUACAGGGAGCACUGACGGUCCCAGCUUAUUAUACACACACAUACCUGUAUUACACAGAGAGCAUCACUAUACAGGGAGCACUGACAGUCCCAGGAUAUUAUACACAGAGAGCAGCACUAUACAGGGAGCACUAACUGUACCAGGAUAUUAUACACACAGACCUGUACUAUAUAGAGAGCAGCACUAUACAAUACAAUACAAUACAGCGGAUAUCACAAUCCCUUCCUCUAUGGUUAAGUUAUGCAAAUCAUGUUUGGGCUGGACUAGAAGAUUGUACACACACAGAAAGAAAAGGUAGCCAUUUUCUGCAGCAAGGUCUCCUGCUUAAUGUGGGGGCGGAGCUUGAUGGUGGGAUUCGGCGCAUGCAUGCAUGGGUGGAGCUUACCAUGUGGAGGCGGAGCCUGCCUCCGCAAGGCAGAGCAGGAGCAUGUUUGUUAGGGAAGCAGCUGGGAAAUUGGAAGGGAGACUAUCAGUGUUCCCUGUAGCCCCAAAAGCCCCAGGCAUCUCUCUAUAGCCCCCAGCAUCUCCCAGCACCUCUGUCCUGAAUUACCUCUAACUGUAACAGGCUGUUACAGUCCGAGGGAAAAUAAUAAAAGCACAUGGAUCUGCAAGUAAAAUGGUCUCCUAUUCUUUCUGAUUCCAUUAAUUGCCCACUAGCUGUGCUGAUUUUUUUUGUUUUACUUUAAUCAAGUUCAGGGUGACCAGAUUCACCAUGUGUGCAGGGCUUUAUAUAAUAUUGGCAUAUUUAUACAAAAAACAUGAAAAGGGUUGCCCUGCAGUAUGUACAAUGCAUAGUCUGCAGGAUUCUUCAUUGCCUAAACACCUAUUGAUGGGCAGCACAUGAAAAGGGUUGCCCUGUAGUAUGCAGAAUUCAGAAGAAGGUGUAUAAGAUUAAGCAAUUAGGCAAUGAAGAAUCCUGCAUACUACAGGGCAACCCUUUGCAUGUGCUGCCCAUCAAUAUAUAUAUUUGAUAUGUGUCCCAGAAAACAUGUUGGUUCUGGUCACGCUGAUCAAGUUGAGUAAAGAAAUUCCUGUCAUUGGUCAUGUGACUCGUAUUUACUGAAUCAACGCACCAUGCAUGCAAAGAUGAAGUGCCACAUUUGGAUUGAAAAACAUGUUCAGUUUAAUCUGUUUCUUCCUUCACACUUUUGGCCUCCCGCAGUUGACCUUGUUUUGACAAUCUGGCUUUCCAAAUUCUGCAAUCUGUCUUUAAGUGACCAAAUUUCUUGCACAUAAAGCAUUUACGCGUUUCUUGCUGCGUAUUGCUGUUUUUAUUCUUAUUUAUCUUUAAUGCUGAUGCUGAUCUGGAAGCGCUUUCAUAGUUAACGCCUUCUGUUUUUCCCUUAUAUUUAUCCACAAGCUAUAUUUAUCCAAUGUCAGUGCAUCAUUUGGACGUGCAUCAAGUGCAGUGUUGUAUUUUGGAUAUGUGCUGCCCUAGGCAUGUAAAAAAAUCAGGCACCUCCCCAUCUAAAUUUGCCCCGCCCCUACCUGUUUAAGACGAACACGCAGUUUGACUGGCAGACACACACUGACACACCCAUUCACUGACAGGCACACACUCUCAGCUACACAUACAGUGACACAUUCACUGACCGACAAUGCAUUCACUGACAGAUACACACACUCACUAGCAGAUACACACUCACCCAAGGACAUACACUGACAGACACCCACUCACUCAGACACACAGUGACAAACAUGCACACAUUCACUCACAGACACAGAGGCUGACAGACACACACAUUAACUCACAGACACAAACUGACAGACAGACACACACAUUCAUUGGCAGAUACACACACACAUUCACUCACAGACACAUUCACUGACAGACACACACAUUAACUGACGGAUGGACACACACACUCACUGACAGACACCCUGAUACUGACACAUUCACACACUUAAAAAGUAUUAUAGAUAUUUUUAAAAUAUCAGUUUUGAUCCACCCAGCCUCCCUACAUUUGGGAGAGCUGGAGUGGAUUCUUCCCUGGGGUCCAGUGGAGCUGGCUGGGCUGGCUGCUGGACUGGCUGGGCUGGUGGCUUGCUGCUGGUCUGGCUGGUGGCUGGCUGUUGGAUUGGCUGGGCUGGCUGCUGGGCGGCAGGGCGUGCAGACAUACAGUUGUGGCAGCGAGGGAGUUGUAAUCCUCCUGCUCAGCUCACUCGCGUACCGCUCAGUGAUGUCGGGAGCAGUAUUGACUUCAAAUCCCAGCAUUACUGCGAGGCACGAGUCAGCUGAGCAGGAAAAGCUCCCCCUGCCAGGCACUUAGGGGCGCCUUUUUUUGCCGCCCCCCUAAAAGUGCAGCCCAAGGCAAAUGCCUUGUUAGCCUCGUGGGAUAUACACCACUGAUCAAGUGCUGUAACUAGUGUUUCAUCACUUUCAGGUAAAGCACUAAGUAACAGUGCUGCAACAUGAACAUCUUUUAUUACUUCUCCUAUACCUCUCAGUCGUUCAGCCAUUUCCAAUGUAUGUCUUAUAUAAGUUUGCAUUUCCUGGUCUUUCAUCAGCUUAGUCUGACAUAAUUUUCUAAUUAAAUACAGUAUAUUGCUGAUAUUAGUUCUUCCAUACACCUUGUGCAGUUCUUCCCAAAUUUCUUGAGCAGUUUCACAAUUGCAUAUACAGUAUGUAUUAUUUGAUCGUCAUCCUUGCACAGGGAGAAAAUGCUCUGCGAUUUCAGAUUCUUCUCUAUCCAGGACCAUUCAUCUGUGGCUUCUGGAGGUCUGGCAGAAUUUCCAUGUACGUACCUGAACGUUUUGUUGAAGUUGCAUUACCUGCCAUUUUUCUAUUCUUCCUGUUGCAGUCUUCACUCUUACUGUAGCAAACUUUGACUGGGCCCAUAACCUGCUGGGUAUUCUUAAAAGCUCUACAGAAAAUAAAGUGUGUACAGUCUUAUCUGCUUGCAAGCAUGUCUGCAGAGCACCAUGCAGGUUUUAUUAUUCUGAAAAACAAGAAGAUAUCACAACAAACCGUGGACAGCAUAGCACAUACAUAUAUGUUGUAGGAACAUUAAAGGAAGACAUACCAUAUUAAAAUCUUCAUCAAAUCACCAUCAGUCAUCUUCCUCCUCAAUAACAUGUUGCACUUGUUGAAUCGGGCACUGUCCUUGUUUCUGGUUUGUUUUAGAUGCUCCAUGUCUCAUCCCUUCCACCCCCAACCCCUCCCAGCAUCUCAUCCCCUCCUCCCAGCCCAUCCAUGUGUCUCAGCCCCCCGGUGUCUUAUUCUGACCUCCCAGCCCCAUCCAUCUGUCCCAUUCCUCCCUACCAGCCCCAUCUAUCUGUCCUAUUUCCCCAUCCCCUCCUGGACAUAUUGAUGUGUCUCUCCCCCUCCCCUACAGUACCUGUCCAUGUGUCUCUCCCCCUCCCCUCCUGUACCCUAUGUAUCUCUCCCUUCCUGUACCUGCCCAUGUGUCUCUCCCUUCUCCCCUCCUGUAACUGCCCAUGUGCCUCUCCUUCCUCCCCUCUUGUUCAUGCAUGUCUGCCCCCUCUCGUCCUGUAUCUGCUCACCACGGUACAGUACACGGUCUGACAGGAAGUGCUCUCUCAGUGAGCACUUCCUGGCAGACUGCAGUCCACUCAGCAAUGCUACAACAGCAGCAGGAGGGGAGCAGCACAGCAAAGCGUUCCCCUCCUACCGGUCACCAUGUUUGCACCAUGAUGAUUACACUUACCUUUCUCUUCUCCUGGCCACAAACACAAAAUGGCGGCGUGUCCGGGAAGCGUUCGUAAAGGCAGGAAAACAUAAAGCGUGAGUACGUAAACCGGGAUAUGCCUGUAUAAAAAAAGUGGUUUUACAGAAUACAUGAACACAGUAUUAUAACAGCUUCAAUUAGAAGCGAUGCUCUCAGAGAGGACAGACAAAAUGUUUGAACAUGAUACCAGCUAGCUGUUUAGACUAUUUUUAGUGACUGGUUAGUAAACUGAUGACAGAACCUGAGAUAGGAAUUCAUAUCAGUCUUGCUACCAGCAGUGGUUAAUAACCGUGCCAGACUGGACUACCAGGAUAUUUCCUGGUGAGCUGCCUCAGCUGGGGCUGGGAAGGGCAGGCUGCUAGGAGUUUUUCUCCGAGUGGCUUAUAAAUAAGCUAUUAAUAAUACACAGAGUUGUUCACUGGAGUUUCAGGUUCUGGGUAGAAAUGAACCAACUGGAAAAAUUAUCUUAGUCAGCUAUGCUUUUAGUUCGGCUACUUUGGCCUUGGGUCUGGUUUACCUUAAGUUCUCUUUGGUAAAUGAACCUGAUAAUCACUAAGCUUGCAUACAGUGGCGUACAUACUGGGGUCGCAGGGGUCGCGGCUGCGACCGGGCCUGGCCCACCAGGGGGCCCGGCGGCCCUGCGAUCCGGUAUGUAUGUCAGUGUGGCCAGCUUCUUCUCCUGGGGGGCCCAGGAGCUGGCCACCUCAGGGCCCCCGAGGCUGGCCCUGGUAUCAUCCGGCGGGCAGGCUGGCGCGCGAGGGAGCAUUCUCCCCUGAGUGCUCCCUCUUCAGCUCCCUCGUGCACCGCACUGAUGCCGGAGCCGGAAGAUGACAUCAUAUUCCGGCUCCGGCAUCAGUACGCGGCGCGCGAGAGAGCUGAACAGGAAGCACUCAGGGGAGAGUGCUCCCUCGCACGCCCGCCAGCCGGGUGACACCACUGGACCCAGGGAAUCCCCUCAGCUCUCCCAAAGGUAGGGAGGCUGGGGGGAUUAAAUUUUUUUUUUUAAACGUGUGUGAGUGAGUGUGUGUGUUAGAGUGUGUGUGUGUGUUAGAGUGUGUGUUAGUGUGUGUGUUAGAGUGUGUGUGUGUGUUAGAGUGUGUGUGUUAGUGUUAGAGUGUGUGUGUGUUAGAGAGUGUGUGUGUGUUAGAGUGUGUGUGUUAGUGAAUGUGUUACUGUGUGUCUGUUACUGAGUGAGUGUGUAUGUAUGUCUGUCACUGAGUGUGUGUAUGUCAGUAAAUUUGUGUGUCUGUUAGCUAGUGUGUAUGCGUCUGUUCAUGAGAGUGUGUGUGUGUCUUAAGCACUUACCUUUCUCCAGCUCUGGACUCCCUUGGCGCUGGGGUCUCUCCUCCCUGAUCCGCCUCUCAGCUCCGAAUGCGCAUGUAGGGCAAGAGCCGUGUGCGCAUUCAAACCGCCCAUAGGAAUGCAUUACUCAAUGCUUUCCUAUGGACGUUCAGUGUCUCACAGUGAGAAUCGUGGAAGCUCCUCUAGCGGCUGUCAAUGAGACAGUCACUAGAGGCUGGAUUAACCCUCAGUGAAACAUAGCAGUUUCUCUGAAACUGCUAUGUUUUCAGCUGCAGGGUUAAAACUAGAGGGAUCUGGCAGCCAGACUCCAUUAUUAGCUAAUCGAUUACCUAAUAUUCUACAAGGCCCCAACAGCACAGUUUUAUGCCGAAAUUUAUUUAGGAAAACCCUAGCUCAGCUGUUAGUGUAUUAUGGAUAUUUGCUGAUGUUUGCUCCUGUAGCUAUCUAUGCUAAUGUUAUUAUUUUUAUUUUACUCAUAUAUCAUUUUCAGUUUAAGCAACACAACUCAUUUAUUUACCUAUACCUUAGUUUACCUGAUCAAUGUUUUUAUCAUUUAAAUAUGUUCAGCCUACCAUAUAAUACCAAUCUGCUGGAUGCUUUUUAUUCUUUCAUUAUGGAUGUUAUACUUCUGCAUGUACUAAUAUAUUUACCAUUGCCUGCUACUUUUGUCAAUAUAUGUAAAUGUGUCACUGUAUCCAAAAUAAAAAAAAGUAAUGAUUAAAGAAUAUGGAUUUAUUAAAGUGGUUUGCUACACUUUUUUGGGGGAAGUUUUCAUUAUUUUAAUGUUUUUUUAUUUUCAUUUUUUUAAUUUUUUUUACAGGAAAUAAAAUGUAUGCGCUACCACAUGCCUGAUUGGUUGUAACUUGUUACUGUGUAACAUUUUGAGAGCAGUAUCAUUUGCGAAUAUAUUAUUGUUUACAGCUAGUUCGACUGGUGGGUUAUCUCGAUACCAGCACCUUACUGGACUAGACAGCAGUUUUUGUGUAUUUAGUCCUUACAUCUUGAAUUCUCACUUUAGUGAAUAUGCCUGUAGAAGACAUAUGUUUUUUGUCAAAGUGCUUGAGAACAAUUAAAAAAAUAUAGGGGAAGAUACCCAAAUACUACUUACACCAUCACCACUAUGAUAAAAAUUCAAAGUAAAUUUUAAAUUUAAGGCCAAAAUAGCCAAACUUGAAAAAUUCUCUGAGUCAGAUUUCCUACCAGUUCAGCUACUUCAGUCUUUCAUUUGAAAUUCUCUUUGAAUUCCCAACCAUGCUCACUAUAAUGUUAAAACCCUGGUAAUGUUUUCCAUAUUUUAAUACAUUACCCAUUUAUUAUUUACAAAAAAUAAUAAUAUUUCAUCUCACCCAUGGAGUGCCCCCUUAAAGUGAUAUUAUAGUCACCAAAACAACUUUAGCUUAAAGGGACACUGUAGUCACCAAAACAACUUUAGCUUAAUUAAGCAGUUUUUGUGUAUAAAUCAUGCCACUGUAGUCUCACUGCUCAAUUCUCUUUCAUUUAUGAGUUAAAUCACUGUUUAUGCAGCCCUAGUCAUACCUCCCUGCGUGUGACUUACACAGACUUUCUAAACUCUUCCUGUAAUGAGUCAUGGAAUGUUUAUACUUCCUUUAUUGCAAAUUCUAUUAAAAUUAGAAUUUAUUUUUCAAUAGCAGGAGAUAGAGAAGUUAAAAGUAGAUUACAUCUGAUUAAAAAUGAAACCAUUUUGGCUAGGGCUGCAUAAACAAAGACAAAAGUUAUUUAACUCCUUAAUGGCAGUGUAACUUCAGAGGCAUGAUCUAUACACAAAAACUGCUUAAUUAAGCUAAAGUUGUUUUGGUGACUAUAGUGUCCCUUUAGUGGUUUUAAUAAUUGUGUUUGCCGCAGAAAGGUAGGGACAGCUGUGUUGUUAUAUACCCUAAAUUUUAAUUGUAUUGCAGAGAUAUGAGGCUAGUGAAAGUUAGGACUUGUAUCAGUGACUCACAAGCACAUGAGCUGGGAAGCUUGAAUGAGAAUCUGAAAUCAGGCAUCAUUCCCUAAUAUUGUCACAUGAUGUCUACAGCCAGUUCAUAACCAGGAGGGAUGGGAGGCCUUGAUUUCUAUCUGCUUCAGCUGUGAGCAGCACAGCUCUUAUUUAAAGGAGGCAUGAGGAGUCCCAUGCAUUGAAUUAGUUUGUCAGAAUGAAGGAUCUGGUAUUGGGAGGGCUGGUGCUGCUCAGCCUUUGGCUGAUCUCAGGAAUCCAGGCUGUAAAACGUGAGUAUCUUGGAGUCAUGUGAGGAGAGAGUUAUCAAAGCAAAACAUUCUGAGCGUAUUGAGACAAGCUAAUGGUUUCUAUAGUGACGAGUCUAUUUAUGACUCGUGUUUAAUAACUUAAGGAACCUUCAGUUUUCAAAUCCUUCCAGACCCCUUAUGUUUACUAAUCACACUGUGGCAGCUGGCUAAGUAGACCAUGUGGCCUCUUCUAAUGCUCCUGUGGCAUUCGAAUCUACCAUAUUCUAAUCGAAUCUAUGCAGGAUACUUAUGAAAAUGUAGCUGUGGUUCUCAUAUGAAGCUAAUAUUGGAUGUUCCACACAGAACUUCAAUGUGCUCUAAAUGAUCCAUCAGUGUGGUGGUUUGUUUUCUCUUUAACCUCUUAAGGACCAAACUUCUGGAAUAAAAGGGAAUCAUCACAUGUCAUGUGUCCUUAAGGGGUUAACAGAUUUUUGUUUAAUGUUUCAGUUGAUGCUGUAGUGACUAUUGCCUAUAUUCCUCAAAUCUCUACUAAACUCUUGCCAGCUAGUCAAAUGAUUGAUUUCCUCUUAAGCCAGAUCAUCUGUUUAACCUUGCCUGUUGUUAUUUGGGCUUCUACAGUUUUAUUAACCAUAAGGGCUUAUCACUAAAUUUAAUUGCUACAGGAGGGAAUUUUAGAUUGUGAGCUGGGAAACAAUCAGUUUUCCAAGACUGACUGUUAACUAAACCCCUAAAGUAUUUGUAAACUCAACUGUUCAGGCAGAGAUGUUCAAGCACUGAAGACUAAAUGUUUAUAACUGUAAGGGACACACCACUGUUCAAAAAAAUCUCUAUUUAGUAGAUAUAUCCAAAUGAGAAUCUGCAUUGCACUUAAUAUGUGCCAUAAUUAAUGGCGCAUUUUUUUUCAUUCAUGAAAAUUUAAAGGUAAAAGACAAGAUGUGAAAAUCAAGGAUUACUCUUUCCAUGUGUAUCAGUCGGGUGGACAAAACCUGACAAUAGGCAGACCAGAACAAUGUUGGAGUUGCCCAUCAAAUUCAUUUAUCAAUCCCACAGAUGGGCAGACCGGAACAAAAUGGCUACACCCAGAGAUUGAGAUCUGGCGAAAGGAAGGAAAAAGAUCUAAAAGAUGGGAGUCUAGUCAUUAAAGGGACACUUCACUGCCCAAAGAAGUCAUUGUAUAGUAGAUAUACCCCAAAUUAAAACUGCAUGAAUUUAAUUACUUGUUAAAAUGAUAAAUAUUAAUCUCUUAAUAUAAUUAACAAAUGAGUAAUAUUUUUAUAGUUCUCGGUAAUAUGGUCUAAUAUGUGAAUUGAAGAUACACAUACUGUAAUAAAUGUACAUUCAGGGCCAGAUUAAGAGCCCAGUGGACCUGGUGCUGACAAUUAUGAUGGGCCUAUUUACAGAAUCUUAUUGACUAAAACAAUCAUACCUCCCAAGCAUCAUGUAUCUGAUGGAGAUGGUGUUGGAAGGAAACUCAAAGGAUGCAGCUAUAAGAAAACACAUACUCUAAGCUAAUUUAUGCUUUCAAGUAAAUCCUAACAGCCGUGUCCAGUGAAGCAGGAAGUCAAUGGGCAGGGUAAAAGAGUAUGCCACUGGUGCGAAUCACGUGACCUGACCUGCCAAAAGAGGGUGAACAUGCCCAAAAAGGGGGCAUGCUUGUCCAAAGAAUUGGAAGGCCAGCCUGGCAUGAAUGCAUGUCAUACUGUCUGCCAAUCAUGCAGGCGUUCCAACUAAGGGUAUACUAUGCAGGCAGCACCCUGAGCUUGACAUAAAUGCACCAAAUGAUGCACCUACUCCAAGCUUUCUAAGGACUGCCCCUAGCACUCACAUGUCCACUUGUCAUCUUAUCUUACAAGCAGGCAGAAUUUCCUGGUAUAAAGUCAGGGACAGGGAAAAGGGGUGUGUUUUAAAGAAAGGGGACAUGUCACAGUGUUAGAGACAAAAGUCUGCAUUAUCUAAACAAAUGUUAUUGUCAGCUAGUCCACACAAAUUUUGUUCCCAUGCAUCCCUCUUAAGCUUCCAAACUUAAAGGGACAAUAUAGUCACCAGAACAACUACAGCUUAUUGUAUUUGUUCUGGUAAGCAGAAUCAUUCCCUCCAGGCUUUUUGCAGUAAACACUGUCUUUUCAGAGAAAAUAACUCUGAUGGCUGCUAGAGGUGCUUCCUGGGGCAGUACUGCCUAGUGUGCAGCACUGCCAUUCAGUGUCUCCACCCUCUGCAUGCAGACACUAAACUUUCCUCAUAGAUUCAUUUAAUCAAUGUAUCUUCACAAGGAGAUGCUGUUUGGCCAUGGCUAUGGUUGACUUGUGCUGGCUCUGCCCCUAAUCUGUUUAGUUGACCGUCUCAGCCAAUCCUAUGGGGAAUCAUUGUAAUUUGCUCAGACUACCGCUUCUGAUGUCAGCAGCUGCAGACUUGAAUACAAGUAAGAUAUUACUAUAUUUAGGGAGGCAAGAGGGGACCAGGGGGCUAAAUGGUGGUCUUAACAUAAUAAGGAUUGUGUUCCUUUAAGCAAGAGUAUGCGAAGAGUAGUUAGGGUUGCCACCUUUCUUGGAGGAAAAUAUACCAGCCUUAUUCUUUUGUAUAAUUAGCUAUGUGUGACAUCACAUGAUGUAAAUCACAAGGAAUGACAUAAGAGAAAAUUCUGUAAAAUCACCAGCAGAUAUGCAGUUUGGGUUAUUCUUUCAUUUAUUUUAUUCUUAAUUCACUUAACACUUCAGGUCACUAUGGGAACACUAGGUGUUUAAUUUUUGUUUCACCUAUGUUUUUUUUUUGUCCAAACAGCACUGAUGGACGCUAUUUAGAAGGGUUACUACUAUAGGCAGGCUGAUUGAUGCUAUUCUUCACUAUUUGUACUUAGGGACAGCAUAGAACACCCUUGAAGGUGGUUUUUUAGGAGUUGCAGGGAAUAUAUUUAGUUUCUUCCACUCCUUCCCUAUUGCUGUUCAAUUUACACAUUUUUUUUCUGACUUAGUAGGGAUAGUUUAGUACACCCUUGAAGGUGUUCUCUAUAGGUUAUUUAGGGUGUACGUUUUACACUGUAGUAAUCUAAGUGUACCACCUAUAUUUUGGUGGAUUCUUUAUUCGCCUUGCUCCCUAGAGAAUCAAUCAUAACCAAUUAAGCCUUAGUAUCUACCCCUCUUGAUAUAUUGUAUAUUUUUCCCCUGGUACUCCAUUGAUGGCAAUUUUUAUUAUUCUUUGUUUUCUGGAACAUAAAGUAUUUUGAUUUUAAUUUAAUAUCCUAUAUUUGGAGAUGCCCAUUGGAAGAACUUUGAUACUCCAUUGGUUCAUUUGUUGUGCCACAAGUAUUCAGUGCUGUUGGUUUAGUUACCAUUGUAUGUAUUAAGCUUUUCACUGUUUAUUGUAUCAAAACCAGCUUCUGAGCCUCAUUUUUAUGAGUCUCUAAUAUAGUUACUUUACUUCGGGUACAAGCCCUAUCUGGUGGAACUGGAACCACCAAACUGACCUUUGUGUGCCACACACUCUCAUAUCUUGAUGAGGUGCUUGACACACUUCCUCUAUUUUAUGAUACGCAGUUUGAUUCUGCCGUAUAGAUGGAUUGCUCCCAGUGUCACACAUGUGACCUGUCAUUAUUCCCUUUUAUUCCAGAAGUUUGGUCCUUAAGGGGUUAAAAUGGGCCUGGAGCUGCAGCUCCAUCAGCCCCUAUGUUAAUCCAGCCCUGUGUACAUUUAAUAUAAAAUAUGCUAGAAGAAUGUAAAUUUACUACAAUAGUUAUAACUAUACAAAACUACAACAUAUUCCUUACAAAAGCUCAGAUUCUAAAUUUAACAAUCUAUUCAUAUUACUUACAAGACCCCAGCCCUUUGGCAUGACAGUAUUUUUCCUACACUUGACUUUCUUUGACCAAAGGAGGAGCUUAAGUUAGAUCCAUUUCUUGUGCCAAUGAGAAGGAUUAGCAUUUUCAGACACAGGAAAUGGAGCUGACUUAAGUUCCUUUUCUGGUCAAAGAAGAUCAAGCCUAGGAAAAAUGCACAAGACAAAGGAGUCCCUACUUCAUCUUAUGAUUUAUUAUUUUUAUUUAUUUUUUAAAGAAAACUAGAUCAGAUUGGGGGGGAAAAAAACAGAUCCGGAAAGAGAAACCAUAGGAGAAAGAUCUGUUUGAUGUGAACGUGCCACUUUAAGUCAGAGCUGGUACUACAUCCUCAUGGGUAGUCAUAAGAGCAGAGGCUGAAAAGCUUACAUCUAGUUUUUAUUCCUAGAGUAGACUAGCCUGUAAUAUCACUGCCAGAAUCACAUGGCUUAAGGAAUCCUACACACUGCCCCUAGUGGUGGCUCUAAAGCAUGCUUUAUUUUGUCAUACCUUCUGUGAUGAAUUUAUAUCUGAAAGCUGCAGACCACAUGCCGGCACUCAUUGCAAGCACCAUUCCUUGUAACCCAACCCAGACUUUCUAUGUCUACCAAAUCAUACUUUCCAAGGCAGGUACUCUGGGCAACUGACUGCCUCUUGUCUAGCUCCACUGAACGAAACAACGAGUAAGAAAUACUCACUGGCACAAGGACCAACAUUUUGGAUGCUAACUCAAUGGUUGCAUAAUCCUACUGGAUUGCUACUAUUCUUAUCCAUGGAUAAAGCAAACCGAUGUAAAAACAUCACAAAGCGACAUACAAGUAGUCUAAAUCCACAACAUCUGGAGUGCUGAAGGUUGCCUAACCUUGAUUUUCAUCUAUCAUAAUGUUGGCAAAGCAUCGAGAGAUGUAGUCCACAACUUGUUUAAAAUGUAAAUCUACAGAAACCCAGAGAGACCAUGUAUUUUAUUUUUAUUUUUGGCUUGUUUGAGUUCAGUUGACAAACUAUUAAACACAUGGCAUCUCUGGGCUGCCAAGGAUUCACACUUCAAACAGGUCAUGAAUUAAAGCUCCCAUGAUUCUUUACCUGCAUUAAGGGAAAUAUUGUUGAAGAGCUAGAGUGUAGAUUGCCCUAGAUAUCAGGUUGUCUUAAUUUAGAGACCUGUAUUGUUUUAGCCUGUAUAAACUCUGCCUCACAAACUUGCUCAUUGAGUGGUAACCAUGUAUAUAGGACUUCAGGAUGUCGGGUUUCAUGGAAAGCAGUCGAAUGCCCAAGGACAUCAUAGCCUGGUUCGUGGAUGGUCUCCUUACAGGAACACCUGGGAUGAGCAGCUUUAUCCUGCCUGGAAAGCUGGAGAUGCCAGAUGGGAAAACUGCUGGAGAGGUAAACCAGCCUUAUACUGACCCAUCUAUUGAUAAUCGUAGUAAAUGGCUAGUUGGUCCAGUCAAAGGGAUCACUCACUCACUCACAAACUGCCAACAGAUCAACCCCACAAGAGUCAAUGAAUCUAGUAAGAGGAAAGUUAUUUUAGAAAUACACCUGAUGUAAUCCAUGGCAUGCCCUCUACACUCUGCGCAAAAUGAUCAGUGGCUUGUGGUUCUCAGGGGCAACUGUAAAGCAUAUUUUUUUUUUUCUCAAGCUGUCCAUAGUUGAUGGGUUUUUUAUUCUCAUUUUUCUGAUGGGUUUUUUACCAUAGACUUUACAAACUUCUUUUUAGGGCUACUUCCUAAUUGGAGCAUGUCUAAGAUUCUUACAAUGUGACUUUCUUCUGUAGGUGGCAAGGUGGAGGCUCUCUUGACCAGUGACAGCCCAGCGCUGAUAGGGUCAAACAUUACCUUUGCUGUGACUCUGCGGUUUCCCAGAUGCCAAAAAGAGAAUGAUGAUGGUGACAUAGUGUAUGAUAGAAAAUGUAGAAAUGGUACGUAGGGUUUAGCAUAGGAGUGUUUUAAUAAGGUGGCUUGUAUCACUAUUUGUAUCUUUAACAUCCUUUAUAUAUUAGACUCUUUUAGCUACCAAGAUCAGUAUGUUUACAACUGGACCAAAUGGGUAGAUGACUGCAAUGAAGGAAACUGCACCUUCAUCAAUAAGUUUCCUGAUGGACGCCCUUUCCCUCCUCACCCUGACUGGAGGAGGAGGAACUUUGUGUAUAUCUUCCAGACCCUGGGUAAGGCCUAAUGUAGACAUAAUGCUUCUCUUUGCGUUACCUACUAGUGUUGGUGGUAAUGUAGUAUGGGGUUAAGGGUAGGACAUGUCACUGUGACUAGCUCGCUCUGUAGAACAAGGUGGCAGCUAUUUCAACUAACAUAACGGCAGCCUGUAAGCUCUUGCAGACUGGGACACAAUGUGCUGCUCAGCCUGGGUAGUGAGCCCCCAGACUACAGAUGUAAUCUAUGCAUUACUAGUUCAGUCAGCUCCUGUAAUGGAGUAGUACAGGAUUCAAAAACCUGAUUUGUCCAUUAAAGUUAGGGGUAGAUCAUAUAUAUGUAUUGCCAUGCACACAAACACGUUAUAUUGCUAAUAUGAAAAAUUAAAAGGAAUGUGGAUCAAGGACAAGUCUGAGAUGCACGUUAAAGAGUCCUCAGUUAUACAGGAAUUAAAAACACUUAUUUGUAAACAUUAAAGAUACGAAAGAUAAAAAAUUACACUCCACGUCUAAAUUGAGGAGAGCAAUGAGGUUUGGUUACUCUGGGGGGUGAGGAGGGGAGGAUAUAGAUAUCCAAAUAUAAAGCUUAAAUAAUGGAUAUUGUAAGAGUAGAAUAUAACCUCUAGAGUAAGUGGCUAUAUAGGUAGAAAUUAACUCAUAUAUGCUUGCGAUGGGUUAUUCCCACAGUGGUAAAUUGUAGAUCUACCCACUAAGCACAGAACACAAUCUGCUAUAUUCGAUAUAUACUGUGGAUUGCUGAGGAUUAUCACAGUGGUAUCCACGAACCAGCGGGAGAGCCCUCAGGCGCUAUGAGAGAACGACACAAGACUUGUCAACCUAUCAGAUAUCACUCUCACCAGAACAGUGAGGUACUUAUGAAGGGCUUGUCACUUGUCCCAACUCCUCUGUCCAGCCACUCUGAAUGGAUAAAAGACCUUUAAUCUUCUUGGGAUAAGGCUCGCUCUCCAUGAGUUAUUUAAGGUAAGAGAUGAGAAAAAGGCAAAGGAAUUGGGUUUUGAUGAAGAAUAUCAAUGUCUUCAAGAUCUUGUGUCCCACCUGGAGAGUAAUGAUAAUUGCUCCCCCAUACCAUACACAGACCUGUCCUAAAAGCAGGUUUACCCCUAAUUUCCAUGAUAAAAAAAAAAAAAUUGAUAUGUUCAUGGAAUCAACCACUAAAACAAUCAAGACACUUACAGUGACACCUAGGGAUAACCUAACAAAUGGAAGGCUCUGUGUGACCUAAGAAAUAACUAGCAAGUUACUAUCAAAUCAGCAGACAAAGGCAGCAACAUUGUCUUAAUGAACAGACAUUAUGUCCAGAUGGCAGAGUUAAUACUCAGUGAUACAAAUACAUUUACAAUACUCCCUUCUGACCCCUCGCCCAAAUUUAUGCUGGCAUUUAAAUCCCUGUUGGAUAAGGCAUAUAAUCAGGGGUUACUUACCAAAGAGGAAUAUGGUAGCAUUUUUGUCAGAAAUCCCACAAUUUCCUCUUUUAUUGUCUCCACAAAGUACAUAAGCAAUACAAGACACUCGCAGCUAGGCAGAUGGUAUCCGGGUCUAAUAAUUUUAUAAGCAGGGGGAGCAUCUAUGUAUACAAGAUUCUAUGUCCAUACAUGGAAAAACUACCCUCUUACUUUAGAUACCCUGGAAUGCAUUAAAAGUACCACAGGGGGCUAUACUCUGUAGCCUUGAUGUUGAGGCUCUACACCCCAUUCCAUCGGCAUAGAUCAUGUGGGAUCUUUUCUGGAGGCAAGGGGAUCAGAACAUCUCUGCCAUAUGUCCUUUGUUCUUGAGUUAUUACGUCUCAUCCUAAAUUUUUUUUCUCUACAGUAAGUUUUAUCACCAGGUGCAGGGGACAACUAUGGGGAUAAUUGAAAUAAAUAGUACUACCUAGUUAGAAACCCCAACUUGGAGUACCAAAGAGUGGGUGAAUGAGGUGGCAAAAGGGCAUAACCCUAUAGUGGAUACAAAAAAAAAGAGCAAAAGUGGAGGAUAGAUCGCCUCGUGAAAAGACCGGGCUGAUCACCUCCACGCCACCUCAAAACAGCGUCUCAAAAAUAAUAAACAAAUUUAUUGAAAAAGUCUUAAUAAAAUCAAGGGGAAAAACACAUCUAUCCCUAGAUGGAAUAAAUAACUAGAGCCCAAUAUAUACAGAGUAUGGCUAGUAUAUAAACAUGUAAAUAUAUUGUGGUAUAGCAAGUACCUAUAGAUAGUGUAAUACACAUAAAUAUACAGAAAAGCCAUAGACUGUACAUAGCAAGCUCAAUAUAGAAUAGGGCUAAAUUAUAGAUGCAAUAUUAUAAUCAAUAUCUAUGCACAAGAGUGAAAAAUGUAGUAAUACAUAUAUAAAGAGCCAUAAAUUCUGUACUAAAAAACUAAUUGCUGCAGAGUGUGGCUAGAUAGACCAUAUCAGAAUGUGGCAAAAUCGUAGUAUAGUGAGACAAUAAGUCGCAGUAAAAAGCCACAAUAAUAGCCAUACACUCUGCUACUGUACCUACAGGGUAAAUUUGAAAUCGAAAGGAUAGAGGAGGGCAUAAAUAGAAGAGGGAAAAUACAGCAGAAAGACCUGAUAGUAAAUCUACAUAAGGUCUAAAUAUCUAAACCCGAUAAACAGCCCACCUAUCACUAAAUAAGGUGACCAGAGCUAUAAACACGCUCAGUGUCACUAAACCAUACUGUAGGAGACAAAGAAAAAACAAAAUAAACUAAAUUAAAUAAAGUAACCCAUAGCCCAACGCGCGUUUCGGUGGAUUAACCACCUUUCUCAAGGGCACAAAGUAAAGUAAAGCAAACGGAACAAACCCCCCCUUACUCCAUUAAAAGCGUUAGUAAUACCUCACCUAAUUCGUCCGUGUGUCUCAAAGGAGGAGGGACAAAACAGUAGCCACUCCUGUCGGAAGUCCGUGCGCAUAUCUAUCCACGCGCAGGCGCGCCGACUUGGUGUCAGGCUAGCUGUCAAGUAAAACUGCGCAUGGCAAAACGCGCAUGCGCACAGCAUGAGACCCGUUACCAGGGUAUCCGUCCGUGCGCAUGCGCGAAUAUGUACACCGUGAACACGGCGUACAUAAUGUAAUACAUAUGCCGGUAACAAGUCCCAAAAGAGAAAAGUGCUACAUUAGUUGCACAUAGUAGUGUUCAAAGAUAAGGAGUAGGAAGGGUAGAGAAUUUGGAAUAUAUAUAGUUAGAUAGAUAAACAAAUCAAAACAUCAAAGAGAAGAAAUGUUGCGUUCCCAUCAUAUUUACAAUAAAUCAAAAACAUACAUUAUAUAGAGACAAAAGAGUGGUAUUUUAAAUACAAAUAACUAAUGAAAUAAUAAGCAUAUAUACACAACUCUAUUCCUUAUCCAGUAAAGAAUAGACAGCAGAAUCCCUAUCAACCUAUAGAUAUUCCUAUGUAUAGUCUACAAAUAUAUUGGAUUGGUGCAGGGAAAUGUAUAAGUAUAUAUACAUAAAGAAAAUACAAACAUGUAUAAAGAGAGAACGAUUAUAUACAGUAUAUUUUUCCCAAAGGAGGCAUUCCGUGAGCAGCGGAUCAUAUGAAAGGGGCAAAAGAAAAGCCCUCAUUAAGACCUAGAGGUUGGAGUGUCUUAAGUAGGUAUAUCCAUCUUGACUCUCUCUGUCUUAAUAAUUUGUCAUAAUCACCAUGUCUCAGAGUCCACUUAACCAGCUCCAAACCACAAAACUUAAGAUUAUUAGAGUCCCCCUGAUGAUGGUCUUUGAGAUGUCUCGAGGCGAUUUCUAGGAGAUCUUACGUGCUCCAUAAUCCUGUCUUUAAAGGCCCUGAAGGCUUUCCCCACAUAUUUCUGUCCACAUGUGCAGGAUAGUAGAUAUACAAGGCCCUUCGUGUUAGUUAAAGAAGCUUUUGACUUGGAAAGAACUGCACCCUUGACUGUCAUUAACGGUCUUAGAGUCCCUAAGAAUAAAUUUACAGGCUAUGCAUCUACCACACCCAUAUGAACCAGUUGGAGGGGUACCAAGCCAAGUGGCACGUUGUUGUGGUUUCAUGGAGAAAUGGCUAGGGACCAGUAUAUCACGAAUGUUCCGUCCGCGUCUGGCGGUAAUAUUAACAUGUGAGCUUAAAGUAUCCUUAAGAUGCACAUCAUUGAGCAGGAUGGGCCAGAACCGUUCAAGUGAUUUCCGAACUUCUGGCCAUCCCACAUCAAAUGUUGCUAUCAUGCGAAUAUUUCCAAUGUCCUGAUUACUGUCCUUAUUUGGACGGUCACAUAGUAACUCGUUCCUCUCUGUCUGGAGUGCUCUCUUAUAUGCCCUUUUUAGACAACGGUUCGGGUAGCCUUUCUCCUUGAAGUGUUGCCGGAGUUGUUUCGCCUUAAUUAUAAAGUCCUGGGUGUCACUACAAUUUCUCGGGAGGCGAAGGUAUUGGCCUACCGGUAUGCCCUGUUUGAGGGGACGCGGAUGAUGGCUGGUCCAGUGUAGAAGGGAAUUAGUUGCUGUAGGUUUACGGAACAGCGUAGAGUGGAAUGUACCAUCUUCACUGAUGCUAAUGGUGACCUCAAGAAAAUUUUAUAGAGCGUCCUCCGAAUUCAGAUGUGAAUCGGAGGUUUUCCUCAUUUUGAUUGAAAAGUGUCACCAUAUCCUGGAAAUCCCCAGGGGUACCUUGCCAGACGAUCAAAAUAUCGUCAAUAUAACUACCCCACCACAGGACCUUAGAUAGAUGUUCACUUAACUUAUCUGAGUGACGUACCUGUUCUUCCCACCAUUCCAGGUGGAGGUUUGCAUAUGAGGGGGCACAAGCCGUCCCCAUAGCAGUACCCCUCACCUGGUGGUAAAACCGGUUAUUAAACAGGAAAUAAUUAUGUGAUAAGAUAAACUUGAGAAGGCGUAAGAGGAAAAUCGUAUAGGGAUCAUCCCUUGGGACUCUUUGAGUAAGAAAAAAAACUCACAUGUUCAAUACCUCUGUCAUGAGGUAUAGAUGAGUAUAAGGAUUCAACGUCCAGACUGCAUAAUUGAGCGGUGGAGGAAACCUUACGGUUAGCCAAUUUAAGUGCCUGUUUGGUGUCCCUAAUGUAUGAAGGUAAAGUUUCGACAAAGGGUCUUAAGACUUUAUCAAUAUACAGACUACCAUUUUGGGUAAGAUUUAUCCACACCAGAAACUAUAGGGCGCCCCGGGGGGGUCUCUAGAUUCUUAUGGAUCUUUGGCAGGCAGUAGAAGGUUGCUAUCUUAGGAUGACGAGUGAGAAUAAAGUCAAACUCGUCACCCGACAGCAACCCCCCACUGCGGCCCUCAUCCAAGAUCUCUCUGUACAUAGAGAGAAAGGCAUUAGUGGGAUCUUGCUUAAGGACUAUAUAUGUCUCAGUGUCUUUUAGAACUUGUUCCGCCAUUUCAAGGUACUUUUCCACAUCCAUCACAACGAUAUUUCCCCCCUUAUCGGCGGGUUUGAUGAUAAUAUCACUAUCAUCUUGUAAAGUUUUUAAAGCACGUUGUUCCCGUCUUAGGAGAUUAUCACGUGAAUGUAUGCGGAGAGAUUUAAGGUAAAUUUUUUUCUAUUUCUGUUUUAGCUGCUUCCAAGAAAAGCUCAAUAUUCCUAUAGCUUGAAAAAUUUGGUGUGAAGCGACUCUUAGAUUUUAAACCUGUGCGAUUUGGUAUAAUAUUAGUCAUUUUCAUCCAAUAAAGCUAGCAGGUUAGUGAGACAUUGAAAAUCACUUGAUGCAAGUCCCAGAUCUUUUGCCUUUCUUUCGUUUUGUAUAGAGUGAAAUUUAUAUAAUGCCAGUUUCCUCACAAAGAGAUUGAGAUCACUUAUCCACCCAAUUGUCAAAUUGGACAACUAUGGGGACUCCAUGUGCCCCAGCUUACGCCAACCUGCACCUUGGUUGGUGGGAAAGGGAUGUUGUCCACUCAGAUCACCAAAAGUUAUGCAUGGACCACGUCUUUCUAUGGAAACCUAUGUUCUCAUUAUCUGGACAGGCACGAAGGUGCGUGGUUUUUCUGAGUUGGUGGAGGCCCUUAAUGUAAAUGACCUCAAUUUAAAACUGACCAUGGAGAUGGGAACACCAUCACUUAACUUUCUUAAUUGCACAUUUGAUAUCUGGCUUUUUUUUUUAACGUAUAAAUACCACCUUGUACCGCAAACCAACCUCAACGAAAAACAUGCUGAGAUGGAAAAGCUAUCAUCCGACUCCUCUCCAGAGGGCAUCCCAGUAGGACAGUAUUUGAGGUUAUGGAGAAACCUCCUUGGAGGAUUUCCAACUAAGGCAAAGAUUUGAGGAUAGGGGGUACCCAAAUAGGUGCCUUAAACAAGAAUACCAAAGGGCCCUUCUAUGUGAUCGUGAUGCCCUGUUAAUUAAGUGAAACACAAUGCCCAACGAAGAUAAUCAGAUGUAUCGCAAACUUUUGAUGCUAGUUGGGAAAUGGCAAAAAGGAUGCUGGGAAAGUUCUGGCCACUCUUGACACAAGACCCACAUUUGAAAGGCAUAAUUUCCCCACGGGUCUCUAUCACCGCCAGAAGGGGGAAAAAAAUCUAAAGGAGAUCCUGGUACCUAGCUAUUUUUCAAUAUCUAAUCCUAGAAGAAAGAGCUGAAUUACAGUACAGGGCACAUAUCAAUGUGGACAAUGUGUAACCUGUCGGUAUAUGGCAAAAGGGUCCAAGAUCUUAACCGACUCUGGAAUCUUGACAGUACCAGAAAAUAGUUUUUCAACUGCAACACAUCUGGAGUAGUCUACCUUCUGACUUGUAAAUGCGGCAUGUUGUAUGUGGGGAAGACCAUACACCCUCUAAAGAGACGAGUAAUGGAACACAUCCACCCCUUGUCACCCCUUCAGCAACCGGGGAUUGGGGGGUGGGAGAAGAGGGGACCUGCAGCACUGGAGUUUCCCUUUAAGGUUGUGUGUGGUGUGUUUUUUGACUGGCAAUUAGGAAAUAGUAGGAAUGCUGCUGAGGACAGCACCUGACAGAUGGGGUUCCGUGCUCUGUAGCAAACUGUAUACUUUUCCUUUUGGAUACACUGUAUCAACAUUCAUAUGUACCUACUAGGAACAAGCUAUCAAACCCAUAGCUGACAGGCAACAAUGGAAACAAUAGGGUUUCUGCUGAGGAUUUUAUCUAACUAGGCAGAUUAUGUUCUGUGCUUAGUGGGUAGACCUACAAUUUACCACCAUGGUAAUAACCCAUCGCAUGCAUAUAUGGGUUAAUUUCUACCUAUAUAACUUACUCUAGAGGGUAUAUUCUACUCUUACAAUAUCCAUUAUUUAAGCUUUAUAUUUGGAUAUCUAUAUCCUCCACUCACAGAUUAACCGACCCUCAAUUUAGACAUGGAGUGUGUGUGGUAGUAAAAAAAAAAAAAAAAUUUCGUAUCUUUUAGGUUUACAAAUAAGUGUCUAAUUCCUGUAUAACUCUGAGUACUCUAACGUGCAUCUCAGACUUCUUUGUCCUUGAUCCAUUCCUUUUUCUUUUGUUCUAAUUGGGGUUACCCCCUGUCUAGAUAUCCUCAGGACACACUAGAACUCCCUCCCCCCUUAGCUAGAGGUAUAUUUCAUUUUGUAAUAUGAAAAAUUUAAAGACUCAAUCAGAACAUUAUCUGUCAUGACUGUGUGGGGUGUGUUUUUUGUUGUGGUGUGUGGUUUUUUUUUUUGUCCCCCUUUUACCCACCCCACAAACCUUCAAUUUACAAAUGUCUAAAUCUUGGUUGGCAACCCUCCCCCUUCCUUAAUCUUAACUGCUGUUCAAUUCAUUCUUACCCAUUGCCUAACUUCACAGAUCAGUUCUAUUCAUUGACUGGGAGAUCGUCUGCAGUCCUAUCCAUCAAUACAACAAAUAUCACCGCUGGCACACAGAUGAUGGAAGUGUCUGUGUAUAGAAGGGAUCACAGACGGCAUUAUCCAGUUGCUAAAGCAAGUGCAAUGUACAUUGUGACAGGUAACUACUAAGCUGAUCUUGGUGAUCCUAGGUUACAUGUUCUGGUAUUGUCUCUGGUCUAGAAAUGUAUUCCAAUAACUAGUAGUGUGACUGACUGUGCUAGUUUAGAACUUGCAGCAGUAACCUGUUUGUCUUUACCACUAAUCCAAAGGCCCAAACUCUGCCCCGAAUUGUCACUGCAUCCUCCUAAAUGUCUUGUGUCUUAGGAGUUCUACCUGUUGUGAAUUAAAAAAAUAAUCCAUAUUCUGUCAAUCCUAGCUUAAUUGUAUGCAUUAUUUUAAUGUAAAUAUCCUUUCCUUUUUAGAACAAAUCCCUCUUUAUGUGAACAUUUCCCAGAAGAAUGAUCGCAAUUCCUCAGACAAGAUCUUUAUUAAGGAUUCUCCUAUAACAUUUGAUGUCAAGCUUCAUGAUCCAAGUCACUACCUUGCCAAAGCAGCUGUGUCCUUCAACUGGACAUUCGGGGAUGGAAGUGGGUCCUUUGUUUCCAAUAAUCCCCUUUCUAGUCACACUUAUACUCUGUUGGGAAACUUCAGCCUUAAUCUGACUGUGAAAGCUGCCAUUCCUGGACCCUGCAAACCAGUUACACCCACUACUUUCAUCCCUACAACCUAUACUUCUUCUACUACCACAGCUCCAGUGACCAGCAAUAGCACAGGUACAGAACAGAAAUAUUUGUCUGUUUUGUAUUAAUGGCAAUCAAGCUUAUGUUACAAGGGCUGAAAUCCAUAUUACUUGAAAUGUAUUAGAAUGUCAACUGACUCUUCUUUGAUGUUUACAUAUUUAUAAAGAUUCCCUUGUGCUGGACUACUUCUGUAGACCCCACUUUUGAUGGUUUGUCAUGCAAUAUACCAAACAUGUGACACAAAGUAAAAUUCUUCACUCCUCAACAGGCAACUCUACCGACCUUCCCUUCACUGAAACUGCAUUUGUGACAACUGAAGGUUCCAACGUUACUACUGCUCCUACUACUGAAACUACUACACACAUACAAACCACUCCAGCUGCUGGAUGUUUCAUUGAUCGUUAUGGCUAUUACAAAGCAAACAUUAGAAUUGUGGGUAAGUAAAUGGUUAAUUUUUUUUUUUUUUAAAUUGUCGUUCUGUUGAUCAGUCAUGACCUUAGACAUUUUACAUCCCUAUUUAAUAGGGACACUGGUGUCUGGAUUUGUAAUGUUCCUUACCGGUUUUGGUAUAAAUGAUGACUUGCAACAGUAAGCAUUAAUGCUGAAGUUAAAAUGCUGUUGCAGCACUGGCUCGAGCUCUGCCUCCACACCUCAUCAGCUGGUGGGGGAGACCUAAUACGCAUGCAUGACAAUGGCUGCGCUCGCAUUCUCUCCAUAGGAAAGAAUGUAAAACGUGUGGUGUGGUUUGUUUUUGAUGCUGGAUGCCGUCAUGCAUAGCAUGAGGAUGUCCAGCAUCAGCUAGGUGACCAAAAGUUGUAGCAUAACCUGACCAUCCCUCUAGUGAUGUCUGGUAGACAGCCACUGUAGGUUGAGUUAAGCCUCAAAGGUAAUCAUUGCAGUUUCUCAAGACCUGCAGUAAUUGCCGAUGUGGGACUAUUCACCCAGACCAAUGAGCUGAAGUGAUCUGGGUGCCUAGUGUCCUCUAAGUGAGCAAAGUGCUAAGACAAAUCUCUUGUGAAUUCUGAGGAAAGUGCUGCUUUCACAUCCUCUAUGUGAGUGGAGUUUAAGAUGAUUCAGGAAGUCUGUUGUGAGUUAAUGUCGUUGGUUGGGGUGUAGUUGUAUAAACUCUCAAUAUAUUGAGAAAAACUCUCCAAUUUUGCCAGAAACUCUGAUUAGACCUUCUGGGGUACAAAAUUUUAUAUAUAUAUUCAGCUUUAUUUUCCUAUUCGUAAAGAAGCUGUGUCUGCAUACUAGAAAAAUAUAAUUGCAUAAAACCUUAUUUUGCAGAUGGUAUUGUGGAGGUGAAUAUUGUCGAAAUGACAAAUGUGUCUCCAUCUGAAGCUCAAAAGUCUUCUAUAGACUUUGUAGUGGCUUGCCAAGGAAGGUAAUGUUGAAAUGAACUGAUGUAUAUGGGGAGAGGGUUGGUCUUAAAAUCUGAAGCUGUAACGCCUAUUUGCCCCAAUAGUAUACCCACGGAUGCCUGCACCAUAAUCUCGGACUCCACAUGCACAAUUCCACAAAACGAAGUCUGUGAUGAGGUAGUGACUACUGAUGAAUGUUUGGUGACUCUAAGAAGAGCCUUUACGGGACCAGGAACCUAUUGUGUGAAUAUUACACUGGGUGAUGAUGCAAGCCUGGCUCUUGCAAGUACCCUUGUUUCUGUGAGUGAAGGUGAGUAAAGCCACUUGGUGCACAUGAAUGUGAGGACUUUCAGAUGCAGAACUGAAAAUGGUUGGUUGGCCUGAGACCUUUCCUAGUUUUGCGGUCUAGGAUAUGGACUCUUGUGCUCUAGGGUUGAGUUGGUGAAUGUAGAUCAUUCAGAGCAGUUGCCAACUAAACCUAAUGUAACUUGGUGUACACUCUGCAUUAAAUAUGCAUUACUGUGGUGUAGUUGCCUAGACCCCAGAUAUUAUGGCAAAAGAUCUCAAAUGGGUACACUCAAAACACUAGAGGUGAUUCUCAAACAAAUCCUUGCAUCACACAAUGGUCCAUAUCGUAACCCUUUAGCAUAUCAAAUUGGAGAGCUUACUUUUAAACUAACCACACCAUGUAUUCCUAAUUUUUAGCAGUCGGCACACCUGUGCCAGUAAAAGAAAUCCUUAUUUACCUGGGCUUGGUGGCUGUUAUUAUUGUAGCUGUUGGUGUCCUCUUGUCCAAGUAAGUAGUGGAACCUGUGUCUGCAUAACAUAACUCUAAAACUGUAGUGUUAAUCUACUAGUGUCUUAUGACACAUAGAAGAAUCAGUCCUUCUAAUACAUUUUAUUUAUUUUUUACACAGGAAAUGUAAAGGCUACAAUUGCAAUGGUAAGCUGUAUCAAGACAUUACCAAUGAAGGAUUAAAUGUGACUUACAAUCAAAUAAAAUUGAGUCUUUUAAAAAAUGAUGAGCACCACCCCCUUCUGAAGAACAAGGCUGGUGUCAUAUAAUCUGUAAUGGGUAGAAUGAUGGUCUGUAUAUGGCGUUCUUAAAUAAAUUGCUUUAAUUCCUACUGUGGAUAAUUCUCUAACCUUGACUAACUUUACUACUGAUAUUCAGUGGUUAAUUGUCACAUUCGAGAUGUUCUUAGAUUGACUUGAUGGUGAACCCUGCUCAGUUCCUGUAGAAAACAUGGCUCCUAAAAUGAUGCUGUAGAGUUUUCUGCAUAGUCCACUUCUAGGGAUACACAUGUUUUCCAUUUGAACAAAGCCCCACUAUGACCUCGUCAGGUAAAGCUUAUUCCUACCUUGUUAGGCUGGCAUAGUAAUGGUUUGCAGCUACAUCUUUUCUACCAGAACUUUGUUUUGUACUGCUAAGUGGUCACCAGACUGCAACUAGAAUGUUUUAUACAUAAUGGACCUUAAAGCGUCAUGCCAAACUUACCUUUCCUCAAUCUCUUCCUCUUCUCCCCCUCUCUCAGGAUGUUGUUCUUUUCUUCCUGUCUUCUUUAGUUUUCUUUAAAGGACCACUCUAGGCACCCAGACCACUUCAGCUUAAUGAAGUGGUCUGGGUGCCUGGUCCAGCUAGGGUUAACCCAUUUUUUUUCAUAAACAUAGCAGUUUCAGAGAAACUGCUAUGUUUAUGAAUGGGUUAAGCCUUCCCCCUAAUCCUCUCGUGGCUGUCUCAUUGACAGCCACUAGAGGCGCUUGCGUGCUUCUCACUGUGAUUUUCAGUGAGAGCACGCAAGCGUCCAUAGGAAAGGAUUAUGAAUGCUUUCCUAUGUGACCGGCUGAAUGCGCGCAGCUCUUGCCGCGCGUACGCAUUCAGCCGACGGGGAGGAGGAGAGCUCUCCGCCCAGCGCUGGAAAAAGGGAAGUUUUUGCCCCUUACAGAGUUGGGCGGGAGGGGGACCCUGAGGGUGGGGGCACCCUCAGGGCACUAUAGUGCCAGGAAAACGAGUGUUUUCCUGGCACUAUAGUGGUCCUUUAAAAUCAUAAGACAAAGUAGGGACUCUUUGCCUUAUGGAGGAUUCCUUCGCUUGACCAGCUCUGACCAGCAGAGGAGCAAAGUGUGCUUCAUUUCCGCUGGUCAGAGCAAUUUUCCCAUGUUCCUUACCUUUCCUCUGUGUUCCCGCGAUGCUUCCUGUCACGUUACACUAAACUGCCGAAUUGCGUUCUAACUGAAUGAGAACAGUAUGUUCGUUUCUUUUAGAACGCAAUUCGGCAUUUUAUUCGGAUCGGAAUUUCAUUCUAAUGAAUGAAACUCCGAUCCUAUUCAUUGCCGCGGCUGCAUCUUGCAGCCGCUUAGUAGAUAACUCCCUAAUUCCCACGGUAUCAGGGAGUUAUCUACUGAAAGACCUAAAUUGGAAUUUCAGCCACAUUUACUAAUGCUAAGUAAAGAUUACUUAGUAUUGGUAAAUUAAAUGCCCCUACUUGCUAUAUCGCGAGUAGGGGCAUGUGUAGUGAGCAGCUUAUAGCUGCUCACUGUAAAAAAAAUAAAAAUAAAAUAAAACUAAUAAUAACCCCCCCAUGCCCGUGGGGGCCCUAAAUAAAGAUAUGGGGGGAACUUCUGUCCCCCCCCCCCCCCACCCCUGCGCGGUGGGUGGGGGCCCUAAAUGAAACCCCAAUCAAGGUGACUAGGGGUCCCAAGCCCCUAGUCAACCCCCACCCAAAAGGCUUUAUAAGCCUUGACCCGCCCUGCGGAGCUCAGUCUGCGGCGUGCCCUCGAAGGGCAAACAUGGAUUAAUUUUUUUUAUUUUUUAGUGCGACGGUAUAAUGGAUUUUUAUUUGGCCUUUUUGGGGGCUGAAGAAAGAAGAUUUUAGAAAAAAGAAGACGUCAAAUGGUAAGUUUAAUUUUUUUUUUUUUACAGUUUAGUUAUUUUAUUCCCCCCUCACUAUUUUUAGGGUGAGGGGGGUAGGUAGGGGAUAGGUUUUUUUUUGGUGACUAGGGGCUUGGGACCCCUAGUUGAUUGGAGGGGGGGGGGUGUUUCAUUUAGGGCCCCCACCCACUCAGGGGUGGGGGCCGGGGGGGAGGACAGUAGGUCCCCCCCCCUCAUUAUCUUCAUGGCCCCCACCCGCCGCUCAGGGUGGGGAGGACAAUAGGUCCGCCCCCCCUUAUUGUAAUUUAUGUCUUUUUUUUUUCAACAGUGAGCAGCCACAGGCUGCUCACUGUUUAGUAGACAUGCCCCUACUCGCGGUAUAGCGAGUAGGGGCAUUUGGGAGAUUUUAAUCUCCCUUGUGCUAUUAUGGGGGUCAUAUUGACACCCAUAGAGUGAGAGGGGGACCUGGGCUGGGCUUAUGAAGUGGUGGGGAGCAAUGCUGUCCCAGUUCGUCCAAUGUCUGUAUGGCUGGACAGGGAUCAUGUCCUGUCCCAUCAGAUGAAUUGCCUCUGGUGAGGACAAGAGGAAGAUUAAGUGAUGCACACAGUUUAACUGCUCCUGCAUCUAGGCUACCAAUCAUAGGAGGUGAGUAUUGUGCAAAUACCUCCUUAAACACCCCUUGCUCAAUCUAAAUGUAACCCCCUCUUCGUACCCUUUCAUUAGUCCCUAAUUUAAGCACUCCAAGAUUAAUCCCAAUACUUAUAAACAAACCUAUUCCACAACUCUGAACACUUCUAAAGCUUUUAAUUCUAACAUUAAAUCCUCUUAAUUAAUCUGACAUUUUAGCACCUCUCAAACCUUUAAGGGACACCAUAUAGUCACCAGAACAGCUUAACCCCUUAAGGACACAUGAUGGAAAUAUUCCGUCAUGAUUCCCUUUUUAUUUCAAAAGUUGUCCUUAAGGGGUUAAUGUAGGUGUUUUAGUGAGUAGUUAGUCCCUGCAGGCUUUUGACAGUCACCAGGCUUUUUAGUGUGGUACACUACAGCCGAAGGACAGUCCCAUGGCCCCUGGAUGUGCUGCAGUGUGAGGCAGGACAUUCAGUGUCUCCACACUCUGCAUGGAGAUACUAGGGAUGCCUCUCUAGGAGGAGAUGCUGAUUGGCCAGGGUAACAAUCUCUGCCAAGGAGGUGGGCCAGACGUGAUCAGAACUAACGAUCUCAAACAAUUCAAUGCUUUACUAUGGGAAAGUGUUUUGCUUUGGUUAAGAUCCCUUCUGUGUCAGCCAAGGAGGCAGAUUGGGCGAAAGCCAGUGGACUGGAACAAAGCUAAUAUUUGACUAGAUUUAGUGUUUGUGUUCCUGACCCUAGUAUUCCUUUAAAAUUCCUCUAGCAAUGAUACAAUGGCUUUUUUUUUGUGUAACUGUUAAUGAGUUGGGUGAAUGUGUGGUAGUAAUAGGUAAAUAUAAUGGUUCCUGCAGCUAUACUAGACACAUGCAAUUCAUUUGUUCCAAAUAUAAUUUCGUAAGUACCAAACUGAUUGCUGAAGUGCUUUGGAUGCCUGAAAAGUGGCAAAACCAGAGACGGAGGGAAAACUAAGGCAAUGAUGAUCAGAAUCUAACCCUACCCCUAGUGGGUUAGCAAAGUGCCGAACCAAAUUUGUUUUUGCCCAUACACAUCCCGAGCGAGCACUAUAAAAGUUACCUUUCAAACAUUUGUCACAUGCAGAGUGGAUAUGCACCUGAAAUGAUCAGAAUUGAAUCAUUUUCAAAUGGUCUAUAUUUGUUCCCAUAACACUACACACCAGAGAACUGAACCACAUCUAUACUGUGCCCUAAUGCCAGAUAGCUGUGGCUACAACUGGCUCAUAAACCUACCUGCUUAUGAGGUCCAGAAAUGUACAAAAAGGGCGCAUGGCCUGGCUAUCCAGAUGGCCAGACGUAGUUUUGAGCAGCUCUUUGGCUUAACUAUGACAAGCAUGAUUUUUGUUACCCUGCAUGCAAAUUAAGCUGGGUGAUCUGCAUUUGCCCUAGACCCAUGUGACUUUUCAAAAACAACAAAGGGUGUGUAGAAUGAGAAACCAAACCCACCCACUAACGAUGCUGCACUCAAAGUUAGAAUGUCUUAAACAUCAAAAGAUAUGUUCAUACUGAAGUCAAGUAGUUAGUGGGGUAAAUUCUGAUGCUAGCCUUUCCCAAACAGAAAAUAUCUCACGGGACAAGUAUUGUAAUCCACACUACAAAUAAAAAUGAGGAAAGUACUGAAAGUGCAUUUAUUGAGAUUAAAAGUAGCAACAAUGUAUGGCAUUAAAUAGUCAUGGCAGUGUUCAAAAUCCUGACUAUGCAAACAGCAUAUAGUUGUUAGAGAUGAUAUAAGCUUCCAGGCAGAAGAAAUAUACUUGCACAAAUGGGAACACUUGACAAAAAAAAUAACGAAAGUAUUCAUGAAUCCUGAAUAUACAAGCAGGUGUGAUUAAUAGUGCAAAUGGCAUAUAUAGUCUUAUAGCAGUUUUUACAAAAGUAUUCUUUUAGGAUUCUGGUAUCUUUCUGUUCUCUCAAACGCCUAAUUAUUCCCACCAAUUUGUCAGUAUGUUUAUGUGAAAUCCCCAUAUAUAACUUCAAAUCUCCACUGUUGCUUGCUUUUAUAUGUAUGUAUGUAUAUAAAUUUAUUUUAUAAACUGCCAUGUGAUUUGCCUCAACUUUUCUGGGUUUUAUAUCUUCGUUUAGCCUUCUAUCGCUUUCAAUUCCCUCCACCAUGCAUAUAGUGCUUGUUUCACUUUUUCUAUAAUCUCUUACCUCUAGUCAUAUAUAUUCAAUAUGUCUUUCAUGUAAUUUUAAUGGCACUUAAAUUUAAUGUGGUUGACACGUUAUUUGUGUCUAUUUUACUUUUAUCGUGAUUAAUUCUGGAGCUCUAAGUUUUAAGAGAUUAGGUUCAUCUGUAUGUUUUUGUUUGUUUUUUUUAUCUAUACCCUAUUAGUAUAUUUGGCAUUACACCAGGACAAAGGCAUGGUAAAUGUUGGCACAUCGGUCUGUCAAUUUAUAGUAUACGGUUUCGAAUGUUUUGGUAAGCAAUCUUGUUCUUACCAAUUUUAAUUUCCUGGGUUUUGAACAGUUUAUAGUUAUGGGUUAAUUUUAUUUUAGUUUUUUUUAUUUAUUUUUUGUGGAUUCAGUUUGGGGCUAUUAUACAUUUAUUUGUCCCCAUGAUAUAAGGGAAUUCAUUUAAUCAAUCAGUGAAGUUGGGAACUACAUAAGUAGAAGUCAUCGUUGUGGAUCCAUUUACUGGCAUACACUCCUUCAUUCAUAUAGUUUACCCCUGGACUGAAUAUAUUAUUUUUAUCUGCUUUGGGUCUUAUUCCCUAAGCAGUGUUUUUGAUUUUUUUUUUUUUUUUUACGGAAUGCAAUUUGAUACUGGUAAAGACAAUUGGUGAAUAUUCAAUUCAUGCAGAUGGGAAUUAUUUGACUAUGAACCAAUAGAUGUAUUUAUCCAACUGGUGUUUGUACCUCUGUUAUAACAAUCUGUUUCAGUACUUCCUUCCUGUUCACCUUUUGCUUAUUACUUUUUAUUUUUAAUCUUAUUCUAUAAGUAGGGGUUUAUUUACCUUUUGGUUAGCAGUAGAAUCAGAGGCAUAACUAGAAAACACAGGGCCCCAGUGCGAAAAGUGGCCUGGGGCCCCUUAUGCAUCUUACCCUGACACUCCAUUUGUAUAACACACACACCAACAGAAAGACACACAUGCAGAUGCACAUACACUGAAUGACACUCAUACAGAUACAUAGGGGCACACACUGACACAUAUGCAGACGAACAGAUAUACAGACACACUUAAUGACAAACAUUCAGAUACACAUACAGACUCAGAUGCACGUGCACACACGUAAACAUAAACAAGUCACCCUUGUGUUUCCUACCUUUUUAGGUGCAGGAGGGUGAGCUCUGACUGGUCCAGGGGUUGUCUCAUGCUGAUGGGAGUCAGAGUUCCAACUCUGACUCCUUCCUCUCAUCCUUGGCAGUCUCCUCCUGCAUGGCGUUCUGUUAGCUGGGAGGAAAUGACUGCUUCCUCCCAGCUCUGCCAUCAUCACUGGAGCCCGGUCACAUUCUUAAAGUGCUGACCAGGCCCCAGGAAAUCCAUUGACAAGUGCAUAGGCCACCUGAUGGGCCCUACUACAAUCCCAGUGGGCAACCAGGACAUAGGGGUGGCAGGGCAACAGUGGUACUUCUGCCAGUGAGUAGAACCCUCAAUAUAUGUGACUUGAAUAAGAAAUAAUUACACUGUAAUUAAUUGUAUAAUAUAAGUUUAAUUUGUGGUUUGAAUAAUAAAACAUUGUACAGAAGCAAUUAAAUAAUGACCUAUUUAUUGGUACCCAAUUUGGACUUUGAGGUGUGUGGUUUGGUUUUGUUUUUUUUGUUGUUUUUUUUUGUCUAAGGAGUUUUUUUUUUUUUUUUUUAAUUUGCAACUUUAGGAGAAAGAUGACCGUUCACAGAUGAGGGUGGUCCGAAUUACAAGGAGCCUCACUUUGAGUGGACCCCUCCUAUAUAGCUCCAGAAUUUCUCAUGAUCGUUUAUGUUGAUAAAGCACCAGGUCGGUGUGAAAUGCAUCCAGGGUACUUGCAUUUUCUUUUUCGCGUGUAGGUGGUCUCUCCUCAGUCUGGCAGUAGCAGGUACUGCAACCACUUCGAUACUUCUAUCAUCAAGAGUUCGUAUUUUUGCAAGUAUAUUUCUUUUGCUUGGCAGCCUGUAUCAUCUUUUGACAACUAUAUG
This is a messenger RNA of Pelobates cultripes (western spadefoot toad), 71081 nucleotides long. The record is from the annotation of a GenBank genome assembly. NCBI's taxonomy places the organism in Eukaryota, Metazoa, Chordata, Amphibia, Anura, Pelobatidae.